Messenger RNA from Pelobates cultripes (western spadefoot toad), 82220 nucleotides. Lineage: Eukaryota; Metazoa; Chordata; Amphibia; Anura; Pelobatidae. The record is from the annotation of a GenBank genome assembly.
GUUUUGAUGCUUAGAAUGCACUUUUAACGGCAGGGUUCUAAAGAAAAUGUCUUUUAAUGAAAAUUGAUUUUUUUAUCAUAAUAACAUACAUCGCCCUUUGAUUUAUAGCGGACUGACAGUUAUGGGAAAAAUGAACUUAAUAAUUUGAUAAUUGCGAAGCCUGCAGUCCAUCAUCCGGCUAACUUCCUUCGGCAGGUUCCAACAUUCGUAAAAGUGAUGGCCGCUUCUACUGAAAUAAGGUAGGAUGAUAAACAGUUUACCUUUUUGGAGGGAUGGGAAGGAACCCGUAACAUACCAUUACCAUUUUUCAUUGAUGAGAGACUAAAGGGCUGUUAUUAUUAUUUGUUAUAAUUUACAUUGAAAACACUAAAACAUGUCAUUCUUUUAAUAAAAAGGCUAGGUUUAGGCACUAAAAAAAUUGUCAGGAACUCAAAGUGAAUUUUCCAUUUCAGUUUGGCUAUUAGCCACAAUUGCAAUUUACUUUCUUUUCUGUGAAUCAACAAGAAGUGGAGCAAUAAUUAGCUGAGGUACCCCACACCCAACAGGAAUAAAAAAUAUCUCAAAGAGUUAAAACAGGUAAACAGACAAUAAUAAAGAUACAUGACUAUAUUAACCUUAACUCUUAAAGGGACACUAUAGUUACCUGAACAACUUCAGCUUAAUGAGGUUGUUCAGGUUAAAACUAUAGCUCCCUGCAGCCUUUCUCAUGUAAACACUGUAUUUUCUGAGAAAUUACAGUGUUUACAUUGAAACCUAGGAACACCUCCAGUUGCAGUCACUCAGAGUGAACCAGAGGGACUUCGGAGUUGAUGGAUAUGCCUCCAUCCACUCAGAUCUGCUGUCAGCAGAGCACAGGGCAGCACUGUGCACAGCAUCCUGUGAUUCAGUAUCUCCUCCCUCUGCAUGCAGACACUGAACUUUCCUCAUAGAGAUUCAUUGAUUCAAUUCAUCUCUAUGAGGAGAUACUGAUUGGCCAGGGCUGUGUUUGAAUCAUGCUGGCUCUGCCCCUGAUCUGCCUCCUUGUCGGUCUCAGCCAAUCCUAUGGGGAAGCAUUGUGAUUGGAUCAGGCUAUGUCAGCAGACUGCUUGUUUUUCUGCGUCUUAACAGCAUGCAGAUUUACAGCUUCAGGCUUGAAUACAGUAAGAUUUUUACUAUAUUUAUGGAGGCAUGAGGGGCCCAGGGGGGCUAGAUGGUGGUGUUAACACUAUAGGGUGAGGAAUACAUGUUUGUGUUUCUGACCCUAUAGCUAUCCUUUAAGUUACCAGUAGAUGACAGCAAUUAAUCACAAGAUCACACAGUGCAUAGAAGAAAAAAUAGAGAAACAUCAAUAAUAGUGUGGAACCGAUUACUGUUAUCCACUGGUAACUUAAAGGGACCCUAUAGUCACCAGAACAACUACAGCUUAUUGAAUUUGUUCUGGUGAGUAGAAUCAUUACCUUCAGGCUUUUUGCAGUAAACACUGCCUUUUCAGAGAAAAUGCAAUGUUUACAUUACAGCCUAGUGAUAACUUCACUGGCCACUCCUCAGAUGGCUGUUAGAGAUCCUUCCUGGGUCAUGGCUGCCUAAAAUACAUCCAAACAUUCAGUAUAUCCUCCCUCUGCAUGCAGACACUGAACUUUCCUCAUAGAUAUUCAUUGAUUCGAUUCAUCUCUAUGACGAGAUGCUGAUUGACCAGCCUCCUUGUUAUUCUCAGCCAAUCCUAUGGGGAAGCAUUGUGAUAGGAUCAGGCCACCACUUCUGCUGAUGUCAGCAGGCAGAGGGCAGGUCUAAAGGAAACAGGGACAAAGUAAGCAGCUCCAGACUUGAAUACAAGUAAGAUUUUACUAUAUUUAGGGAGGCAUGAGGGGCCAGGGGGGGGAUAGAUGGUUGUUUUAACACUAUAGUGUCAGGAAUACAUGUGUGUGUUUCUGACCCUAUAGUGCUACUUUAAGUAUCGAUUUUUUUGGAUUCCUGUUGGGUGUGGGUACUUCGCCUAAAAAUAGCUCAACUUCAUUUUGAUUCACUUUGAUGUUAUGUUGUUAGAUGCCAUGAAGGGAGAGCAUCGAAGUGUGUAGCAGCCAGAGAUAUUAUUGUAAUCGUAUCAUUAGAUCACUUUCCAUGUGAUAUAGAUCCCAGGUCUUUUUACCACUUUUGCCCUAGGUCUAUUUAGCCCUCUGAUAUUUUCUCUUUUUUUACCAUUUAUUUUUUAUUGGCAAAAAUUAUAAAUUUACUUUGAAUUCCUGAGAAAUCACACGUUAAUAAAUAACCCAGUCUAUGUUUCUAAAAAUGUGCCAAACCUCGAAAGUCCUUUAUUAUAGAUGAGGAGAAAUCCCACCCAAGGCUGAUUGAUUCUGAGUGCUGUAAUUGUAUAUUUGAGAGGUGAGCAGUGUUUACCUAUGUUAGAGAAAGGUUUACACUACUGUCUUUUCUGUUCUUGUUCUUGCAUUGUGUUGGAGAACGUUGCUGAGGAGGUGAGUGAGGCAGGGAUUUGUUCCGUGAUUUUAACAGAUGUUCUCGUGUUUUCUAGUAAGAUCCCAGCACAGCUAAUUACGGUAGCCAAGCAAAGCAGCCUGGGUCUGAGCCUCGCCGGAGAGAUUAGCAGAACAGAAGGACCAUUGAUCUACGUUAAGGACAUUAUUCCUGGUGGAGACUGUCACACGGUGAUUAUCUCUCAUACUAAACGUCUUCCUCAAAUGUCUACUUACUAAACAGUGACCUGUCAACUGACUGGCAAACUCUUCACCAAAAUAGCCGAAUUACAGAGAAAAUAUCCAGCUGCUCAGAGUUUCAAACAUUUUAGAACUUACGUCCUUAGUCUGAAUUUUGUACAUUGAUUGUCAGCUAAUACAACUCACUGUUUAGUGAACAGACCCCAUAACAGUGCUGUUCCAUCAAUAAAUAGCUGAAUUGUUGUCACUCUCUCCAAUCUAGUAAAAUAAAAUGUAUCCAGAUUAUUAUUUACUGUUACUGUGCUGCUGUGAACAGAAAUUCUGAUAUGAGUUAAAGAGCCAUUUAAAGCAUUUUCUCAAACUAUAGUGCAGGAAUGAAUGUCUGUAGAUUUCAGUGUUGACUGCUAGGAGCCCUUGUGCCAGUGUGAAGCCUGCAUUCUGCCCAGCUGCUGUCAGUAUGCUUGUUGGAGUUCCAUGAUUUUAUAUACAGUAGAUAAAGGGAACCCAAGUUAAGUGUCCUGUGCCAAUUGUCUGCCAAAAGCAGGAGAGAGAGAGACUUUAACCAUAAAGAGUGUGAAAGCCACCACUUAGUAGCUGAGCCUCAACGUAUGUUCAGUAUAAAUAAAUAUUUAGUGCACUUGCCAGAAUGUCCGUGCCCUUUCCAAAUGAUCCCGUCAGUGGCAUUCAUUUCCCUGAUAGGUAGAACACUUCCUGUCUAAGACCCUUCACUAUGAAACAAUAAUAGGCUAGUUUUAUUGAUGUGCCAUGGCUCACAUUCCUUAAAUUCAUUAAUAGACCCAUGUGACGAACCAAACCUCGUCAUGGGCUCCUGGAGGAGCCUGCUUAGCCAUGCAAAAUACACUGAAAAAAGGCUUGGUCUUGUUCCUGCGAACGCAGGCAGCAGUGUUUGGACAUACAUCUCAUGGAAAUAAAAUCGGACACAGAAACUCCCGAACACUGCUGGACUUCCAUCAGCACCUGCGGUUCUACCCCACUUAGAAAGGCACUGUGCGGUGAAAACGUUCCCACAAACAAGGGAAACAGGCUACACAAAUAACUUAAGGAUUCAGUUGGGUGUUUUAUGUACUUUUGCGCUCCCGAAAAAGACCUACCGUUGGCCCUGAUUUCCUUGAACUGUUUAGGAUCAUGUGCACGGUAGGUCAAAAAUGUGACUUCCAUGAAAAUACCGAACCCCUGAACCGAUCGUGGUUAUUUUUGGAUAUGUUGGUCACCCAGAUUGGGGCGAUCAAGAGAUGUGACUUUUGUGGAGUUUUCAUGUGUGUUGGGUUGUAUUUUUGGGGUUAUGUUAUAUUGUAUGUUUUUGUAACUGAGAGAUAAUUUAAUUAUAUGUUUGUGUGAUCAGGUAGGGCGCAGAGGAGGAGUGUGUGGAAUGUUUGUAACUAGUUCCUCUCAGGUCCAGAGGGGAAUGCCCCGUGAAUAUGUUUAAGGAAACCCCUUGCAUGGGGAGUUACAUAAAAGGCCAUGUGUGACUUCUAUUAAACACAUUCGUUUUACCCCUUCAUGAAGUCUAGGCUCAUGUCUGGGGGAUUGGAGAGCUCUAAUCACUACUCUGCUGGAAACAGGAGAGCUCUAAUCACUGCAGCAUUUGGUAUUAGGGAGACUUAAUGCGGAUAUACUCAGCCAGAGUAUAGGGGAUCUGGUACAACCCAAACUUCCAAUAAUAUUACAGCCAUGAAUAUAUUCUAGCUUAAAGCGGCACUGUCACACAAACUUACCCUUCUCUUAUGGUUUUCCUCUUCUCUUCCUCUCUCAGCAGAUGUUCUCCUUUACUUUUCUGAUAUAGUUUUCUUUAAAAUAUAAGACAAAGAAGGGACUACUUUGUCUUAUGUAUUUUUGCUACGCCUGACAUUCUCUGACACAAGGAGGAGCUUAAGUUACUUCCAUUUCCUGUGUCAAAGAACGUUUUCCCGCAAUACUUACCCUCCUCCUUGAAGAAGGAAAUGGAACUAACUUAAGUCAAAGAAUGUCAGGUGUAGAAAAAUACAUAAGACAAAGUAGUCUGCAGUUCCACUUUUCAGAGUCUGUUAACUUCACCAUCAGUGAUCUUCUUCACCAAAUGUCCUGCAGAGGACACUGUGCAGUGCAUGAAAGGGGCUGACUUACUCCCAGUUUCACAAUCCAGAUACCCACUGUGAGGAUAUUCAAUAUAGGGAAAAAAAAACCGUGCAGAAUCUAAAUUAAAGAAGGUCCAUUUAUAGAGGUCGUAUCACUACUGAGAAGUGUUGAAUUUCUGAUUUUCCUCCAAGACGACAGUCCAGCCAGUCUCCAAGAAGGCAGAUUUAGCCCUGUCUUGCAAAGAUUUUCUCAGUAGUAUUUCCUUGGCUCUUAUCAGAACUGGGCUGAGUUUGGCUUGCACUGUGUUUAGCAAACUGAUGACUGUAGGACCAAUCUGUGUGGUCAAAAUAUUGAUGGAGUGAAUACAUGGGGACCUAUAAAAGAUGCAUUGCCAAUAUAUUAAUCAUUUGGAGGGGAUGAAAGGUGAGCUGUCAUUAACUUUGCUUUUGAAAUGUUGGUUUUAUUAAUGGCAGGUUACAUUAGUGCAGCAUACGCCAUCUAUACGUGGCUGUGGCUAGGUUUUCAUGUAAGGUGAGGUCAGUGUCUGUUUACGCUUUUUUCAAAGUCUGCCACUUGAGGUCAUCCAUAGAUUAUUUCAAAAUUGGUUCCCUGCGCCAUCUGUCUCCCUGCACAUACUUCCUCAAAACUGCAACAUUUGUGAAUGUCAUGCAGGUAUAAGCCUGUGACUUUAUUGGAGGAAUCCAUAUUCCUUCCUAUUUAAAUAUGGUAACAUAGAAUGUGACGGCAGAUGAGAACCAUUCGGCCCAUCUAGUCUGACCAAUUUUCUAAAUGCUUUCAUUAGUCCCUGGCCUUAUGUUAAGUCUAGGUUAGCCUUAUGCCUAUCCCAUGCAUUCUUAAACUCCUUCACUGUGUUAAGACUAUGUCCUCUUGCUGUGGUAGUUUUUCUUCUUUUAAAUAUAGUCUCCUCCUUUACUGUGUUGAUUCCCUUUAUGUAUUUAAAUGUAUCUAUCAUAUACCCCCUGUCUCAUCUUUCCUCCAAACUAUACAUGUUAAGAUCCUUUAACCUUUCCUUGUAAGUUUUAUCCUGCAAUCCAUGAACCAGUUUAGUAGCCCUUCUCUGAACUCUCUCUAAGGUAUCAAUAUCCUUCUGGAAAUACGGUCUCCAGUACUGCGUACAAUACUCCAAGUGAGGUCUCACCAGUGUUCUGUACAAUGGCAUGAACACUUCCCUCUUCAUACUGUUAAUACCUCUCCCUAUACAACCAAGCAUUCUGCUAGCAUUUCCUGCUGCUCUAUUACAUUGUCUGCCUACCUUUAAGUCAUCAGAAAUAAUCACCCCUAAAUCCUUUUCCUCAGAUAUUGAGGUUAGGACUCUUUCAAAUAUUCUGUACUCUGCCCUUGGGUUUUUACAUCCAAGAUGCAUUAUCUUGCACUUAUCCACAUUAAAUGUCAGUUGCCACAACUCUGACCAUUUUUCUAGUUAUACCAUAUAACAUUUUUUGUAGAGUGCGCAUUCCAUGCAAGUUCCACCUCCCUGUCUGUUUCUGUGUGAAAACCCUUGUUAUGGCUGCACAUGUUCAGUAGAUUGCAUGCACUGCACCGUUUACAAACCAUGACUAGGGCUGCCAUUGAGUUCGUCAGUGAGAUCUGAUUAGUGGAACUGGGGCUGGAAGCAGAACUACAUACUCAUAAAUUACUGAUGGACAAAGAUCAGGCUUUUUUUAUUAUAUUUUUCAUAAUGCGUUAUUUUUAUAACACAUAACAAAUAUGUGUUGUUCAGUUAAUAGCAAUUCUACUGUAAAAAGCCAACUCCUGAACUACGAUUCCCAGAAACAUUUGCUAUGCAUCCUUUUAAGAUAAUACAUCCCGCAUGGCAGCAGUAUUGGUAUCCCCCGAAUUAUUGGACCAAAUACUGCACUCUGGAAAGGAGGGGAAGAGAGGGUCAACUGAUUAAGAAAGCAAAUUAUAUUAUUUUUUAUUAUUUGUUUACGGAGUGUCCCUUUAAUAAUAUAAACCCACCCAGUAUAACUAACUGUAACCUAAACUACACAGUGCAUCUAACGUGUGUGGGAGUCUGGAGUGUCCCUUUAAUAAUAUAAACCCACCCAGUAUAACUAACUGUAACCUAACCUACAUAGUGCAUCUAACAUGUGUGGGAGCCUGGAGUGUCCCUUUAAUAAUAUAAACCCACCCAGUAUAACUAACUGUAUCCUAACCUAUACAGUGCAUCUAACAUGUGUGGGAGCCUGGAGUGUCCCUUUAAUAAUAUAAACCCACCCAGUAUAACUAACUGUACCCUAACCUACACAGUGCAUCUAACGUGUGUGGGAGCCUGGAGUGUCCCUUUAAUAAUAUAAACCCACCCAGUAUAACUAACUGUAACCUAACCUACACAGUGCAUCUAACGUGUGUGGGAGCCUGGAGUGUCCCUUUAAUAAUAUAAACCCACCCAGUAUAACUAACUGUAACCUAACCUACACAGUGCAUCUAACAUGUGUGGGAGCCUGGAGUGUCCCUUUAAUAAUAUAAACCCAAUCAGUAUAACUAACUAUAACCUAACCUACACAGUGCAUCUAACGUGUGUGGGAGCCUGGAGUGUCCCUUUAAUAAUAUAAACCCAAUCAGUAUAACUAACUGUAACCUAACCUACACAGUGCAUCUAACGUGUGUGGGAGCCUGGAGUGUCCCUUUAAUAAUAUAAACCCACCCAGUAUAACUAACUGUAACCUAACCUACACAGUGCUAGUAAUGUGUGUGGAAGCCUGGAGUUUCCCUUUAAUAAUACAAACCCACCCAGUAUAACUAACUGUAACCUAACCUACUCAGUGCUAGUAAUGUGUGUUGAAGCCUGGAGUGUCCCUUUAAUAAUAUAAACCCAAUCAGUAUAACUAACUAUAACUUAACAGCAGAUUGUACAACCUUGAUUAGACUGUUUGAUAAAUGGAACUCUGUAAUGUGUUAUUUACAUGACAGACAGAGCCAUGUGUUAGUUGGGAAAUUGGUAAGUAACUUGUGGCCCAGUCCAGGUGCAUAACACAAUAGCGACACCUAGUGGCAUUAAGUUAAAUCUGUUUUCAUUACACAUUUUAGCACAUUUAGGUUUUAGUAGAUCUCCCCACAGCUUCUGUUUCCUGGCUUUCGUAACAUAACGUAGCCAGUUACUAUUCCUAUAAGUUAACUGUUUGAUCUUUAUUUGUUGCUGUCCCUUUAAUUAGGAUGGACGUCUGAGACCAGGAGAUCAGCUUGUCUCUGUUAACAAGGAAUCAUUGUGUGGCGUGUCCUGUGAGGAGGCUAAAAGCAUACUGAAUCGAGUAAAGUUAAGGUAGUUAUCCUCUCUCAUAGCUGUUAUGGUUUGAUCAUACUUUCCCAACCCCCAACCAGAACGUUGUUUAUCUGCAGCGUGAUUGAAAUGCAGGGUGAGUUAUCAGAGGUAGCCACCUUGUCUCGCUCCAUGGUUGUACAUUGGUUACACAUUUUCAGAACAGUAGGAAAGCAGCAUCAUGUUACCCUAGUAGAAAUCUACAAAUUGAAGGUCCUGUAUCUUUUUGCAGUUAAGCACUGGGCUUGUAAUACGAGCGUUCAGAAUGUUUGUAAACAUUUCUGCCAAGAUACUUCCGGGUGGCAGAACUUGCGCGGCUUCCAUUUGGAGCAGCAGAGAGAUCACUGGGGAGCGAUAAUGGAGAAGCAAGAGAGAGAUAAUUGGGAGAGCUAAUGGGGUCUGAAGAAAGAUAAUGAGGGGCUAUGGGAAGAUAACGAGAAUAGCUGGGCACCGAUACCGUACAUUGCACACACACAGGGACACUGGGAUACACACAAUGACAUUGCAUACACGGCAACACCAACAUACUCCUAUAUUUAUAUUACAUGCACACAAACAUCAACAGACUCACAUACAUUGCGUACAAAUUGAUAUUAAUCAAACUAUACACAUACUGAUAUUGCCCAAACACUGAAACACUAACCCAAACAUACUGAUAUUGCCCAUAUAUGUACACAUAAUCACAUUCUCCCCAUUGGUCAAUUUAAAAAAGAAUAAUAAAUUAUAUUUAUCACAUUAUAUAAGGUCCGUGGAUUGUGCCCACUGUUUGUGCUUGUGUGUAUGUAUAGCUUUGGGCUCCCCAUUAUUACUUCAAUGCACUAUAUGGCCCCAAUAACAAGCAAUACAGAAUUGCACGUUUGUUCACUGCUGUACCCAGGAGAACCAUCAUAUUUGGGGGGGGGGGGGAGAAGGUAUAUAACAUAUAACCGAGGCUCACAAUAUUUCUGUUUCUACAACAGCUGGAGAGCUACCUGUAUUAUACACUUGCUCUGCACAGCAUGGAGCCUCACAUGUCACACUACCAGGCUGGCCCACAGCCCUGUUGUAAUGGAGAUAUUUCUAGCAAUGCCCAUUUGAACUCCUGUAACCUCUCCAGCUUCCCAUUCACUGAAGUAAGCUGGGUCUAGUCCCACAUGGCAUCAAACCGUAGAUUCUACACAAACCCUGUUCCGAUGCUUGGUAUCUAGCAAGGAGAGAGCGGUAUAUUCCAUCAGGGGACCCAGCAGCACACACUGUCUUCCCUUUCCAGCUCCGCUCUCAAUGUCUGAAUUUUCACCACGUCAAUCAGUUAGCAAUUAGCCGGAGAACGCGUUUGCUUUUGGCACCCGGAAGAACUUCUGUUAUUGUUGUGACAUCAUGGUGAAAGCUCGUAUUGGAGAGUCGUAUAAAUGAUUCAUCCUUCAGGGCUGCACCUGUGUGGGCAUAAGGGAAAUUCGACUGUUCAGAGACAUAUUUCAUCAUGUCUGUAAAUCAUAGUUCAUCAAGGACAUAAUUGCAGCAAACACUAAACACAAAAAUCUCAAAAUUCAGCAUCCUUUGAUAUUUGAAUUCUUAUUGUAGUCUGGGAGCUACAGAAGCAGAAGGGUUAUUGACAACAGAAUAGGAGACUAUCAUGAGUAAUUACUCAAAUAUUAAAUCAUUUGAAACUCAAGGCCUAUGUGUUGUUUUCCUCAAUCCUUUUUUUUUUUUUUUUUCGAAGUUUUUAUAAUCGAAUUUGGUUGUCUUACUUUGUCACAACGUUUUUUUUGAGGAAAUGUUUGUAUCCUGAUUUUCUUAAUUUUUAAAUUUAUUAGUCUCCGGAUUUGAUUUUUCUCACCUUAUCCCAAUGUCACAUCAGCUGCUGCCAGGAUUAAAUUUUAAUUGUUCGCUCCAAAAGAGAUCUCCUGAUCACAGGAGAGUGGGGAGAAAAUUGCAAAAAGGGAUUUCAUGAUAAAGCAUUUUUAUCUUAUAAUCGAAGCGUAAAACUGUAACCUCCCAACACAUUAACAUCAUAUUGUUUCUGUCUCACAUUCGUAGAGGUGGUUCUGUUUGGGAGAUUACAUUUAUUCGGCCUAGUGAGAACUGUCCUGAGCAGACAUCACGAUCAGAACACACUGCACAGACACAAGGAACAUCCUCCCCUUACGGCCAUGCUAAACCUGCUCCAAUGGUAUGUCCAGCAAAAAAAUGUAUAUAUAUUUUUUUGUUUUGUUUUUUGAUUGUGCUAGAUGAAUUUAUCAUAGAGCUAAAUAUAACAUGUUGGAAAAUCACUGACUGUGCUUUCUUAUGCAUUCUUAUUUUCUGAUUAUUGUUUUAAAAACAAUAUAUCUACACAAUAUAAAAAUGGCUGUUUUGGUGUAAUGAUAUGAAAAAUACCCUCAUUACUGUGGCAGAUGUGACUGUGGAUGAAUCUAUUAAUCCUAGCUUCCAUAAGUGAAUGAGACUACAUUUCUUGACAUCCUCUGGAGUGUACAAUUAUUAAGGUUAUUUUUAAUGUUUUCCAAUCAGUGUGUGAAGGCACAAGGCUUUGUUUGUCUUGGACUGUUUGUGGCUCCCCUUUUUUCUUCUUAAUGAAUGUAAACAGUUUAUCCUGUUUGUUUUCACAGAAGGAGAACAGAAACCUUCACAGCUCACAGCCUAGAGGGAGUUCAGAUACACCUUUAUCUGGUAACUAUUAUCCCAACACUUUUCUUACAUUUUGAACUUUUCUAGAACAUAGAUGAUUCUGAACUUACCAGACAGUGCCUGGGGAGCUGAUUUCAUUCAUAGAUUGCAUGGGUCAUAGAAUUGUCUUUAUAUGAUAUUUUGGGAUGGAUGGAUGUAGAAAUGAGAGGAAUGGAUGACUAGAUCAAGGGACAGAGGAAGAGAAUGAUGGAUGGAUAAAUUUAAUGAAGUGGAAAAUGACAGGAAAGGAAGGAUAGCAGUCUGUUGGGAGGGAGAGAUGAAUAGCAGAUUUUCACCGCUUAGAUCUCUUCGCUCACAUAACUUCCUAUGUUACCCUUUCUCAGUCCUGUGACUGUUUUAAACAAGGAUUCGAUGUUAAAGGAACAUUCUACAGCCUGUUGUGGUGGUAAUGGUGGCAGGAAUGCUAUGGUGCCCUAUUAAAAUAAACAGUCCAACAAUUUAAAAACUCUUUGAAAAACGUACCUGCUAUCUCCAAAGAUCUUGGUCAAUAACCAUUUUAUUUCCAGAGACUUAUAGUUUGCAGUUAGAAGCCUGAUUAAGAAAGUAAUUUAUUUUAUUCUUUCAUUAGUUAUACAUGUAAACAAUGCAAGAAUGCCGGGGAACUGUGCUAGCUCAUUCAUAUUCAUUGUGGCUCUCAAAGAGGUAAACAGACAAUAAUAAAGAUACAUGACUAUAUUAACCUUAACUCUUAAAGGGACACUAUAGUCACCUGAACAACUUCAGCUUAAUGAGGUUGUUCAGGUGAGAACUAUAACUCCCUGCAGCCUUUCUCAUGUAAACACUGUAUUUUCUGAGAAAAUACAGUGUUUACAUUGAAAACUAGGAACACCUCCAGUUGCAGUCACUCAGAGUGAACCAGAGGGACUUCGAAGUUGAUGGAGGCAUAAUAUGCCUCCAUCCACUCAGAUCUGCUGUCACAUUCAGUAUCUCCUCACUCUGCAUGCAGACACUGAACAUUCCUCAUAGAGAUUCAUUGAUUCAAUUCAUCUCUAUGAGGGGAUGCUGAUUGGUCAGGGCUGUGUUUGAAUUGUGCUGGCUCUGUCCCUGAUCUGCCUCCUUGUCAGUCUCAGCCAAUCCUAUGGGGAAGCAUUGUGAUUGGAUCAGGCAGACAGCCAAUCCUAUGGGUAAGCACUGUGAUUGGAUCAGGCAGACAGCCAAUCCUAUGGGGAAGCACUGUGACAUGUCAGCAGACUGCUUGUUUUUCUGAGUCUAACAGCAUGCAGAUUUACAGCUUCCGGCUUGAAUACAGUAAGAUUUGUACUAUAUUUAUGGAGGCAUGAGGGGCCCAGGGGGGCUAGAUGGUGGUGUUAACACCAUAGGGUGAGGAAUACAUGUUUGUGUUCCUGACCCUAUUGUGAUCCUUUAACAAUCCCCAACGUGUCAGCUGAAUUCUUCCUCUCCUAUCUGUGACCUGUUUUGGCACAGUCUGAUAAAGUGUUAAGAUUCAAAAAUACACUGAGUAACUUCUCAGACUCCUUACGCUAAAUUCUGUCAAUGCUGUUUGCCAGCUACUAAUUAAAACCUGUAACGGAUACUGUUAGCGCAGAGAGACACGGAACUAAUAAGGGUGCUUGAAAUGAAUUGAUUGAAUAUUGAGUAAAAUGCACCACUGGGCACAUUCCCAUUACUUUUAUCUUUUAGGCGAACACACUGCAUUUUCACCCCCCCACCUCCAAACCAAGAACAUAGCUAAAAAUAUUGUAUUGAUCCAUAUGCACUUCUUAACCGUCUGCCUUACUGGAACAUUUUCACAUUAACCACAUGAUUGCCAGAAGAAAAUUUUUUUUUUUUAGUUUAUUACAGAGUGAAUUAAUCACUUAAGGUUUCAUUGAAAAAGAAACAAAAUCCUUUUCAAUGACAAUGGAUGCUGUCCUAUAUUUUAAGAAGUAUUGCCUUUGUGUUUAUUACCUCUAAAUAAAUACGUGUUCAGUGUCUGCUUUUAAAUAUAUACUGUAUAUAUCUUGUAUUCAGAUAACCUCACCUACUAGUAAUAAACUGAAUGAGCACGAUUUGAUAUUGGGGGUUUAAAUGUGCAAGUACAUUACAAAAAUAGGUCAUAUACGUGUACGUAUCAGAGUAUUUAUAUUCUCUAAUAUGUAUUCACUGUACCAAUGACAGUGAUGCUAUCACCACAAUCCGAUCCCUAAACCAGAUUCAAGCAUAGAAUUGCAUACGUACUUACCACGAGGAGCUGUGUCAAUCUUUAUUGUGCUGUGUUAAUACACUGUAUUAUUUUGUAGACAGAUAAUGAUGCACAAAUAGUGGGAUAUUUAAUGCCUUUAAUGUCCAAACGGAUUAUCUUAUGAUUGUAUGAUCCCAUAUAUAUUAUACUUAACAUUUGAAAGCCGAGGGCGAGUACCUGAAACAUUAAAGUUGGUUCUAGCAAAGUAACACAUGUAGUCUUCCAUUCCUAGGUCGUAGUCAGGGACCUGGUCCGGACAGAGUGGUUUCCUUGAAUCCUGAUGCCAGAUUCAAAGCAGACAAGCUAGAAUUGGUAAGUGCAAUAAAUGCUGAAAGCAAUCUGAAAUGUUUUAGUUAACCCACAAACAUCCGUCAAUGCCAGGGGAGCCAUCGGGUAGCUCUGAAGUUUGGGGCAGUAAAAUAUUAUUUCCACAACUUUCAGUCAGCUUAUUUUGAUACAGAAUCACAGGAGGAUCGCAGACAUUGUAACAAUAAUCUGAGAUAUGCCUCUUGCUAACCGUGAUCCAAAUACCGACACGUUUUUUACAGGUAAAUUAUGUAAGUGUUUUUUACAAAACGUAGGACCUCCAUCUCAAUGCCAAUCAUCAGCUAUGGUAAUGUGAAUCUCGCCACCAUUGGACACUAGUGUGGUGGAAACUACUGUUCUAUAGAUUUGUGUAAUUGCUCAUGUAAUAAAUAAUCUCUAUUGUAAUAUUUUGUUCCUAUUCACAGGCUUUGAAUUACCUUGGCUUGAACCCUACAGAAGAGCAGCAACUGUCAAUAAGGCAAAGGGUACAUUUGGAUGCCAAUGGGACUGUGGCUUUUGGAGGUAACCUAGAUAUUAAUGGGUGCUGAUGUCUCUUUUCACAUUAACCCUUCCGCAGCUUGUCUGGGUAGCCCUUCCUGUUUUGUCCUUCACUGUGAAAGGCUUACUAGGCAAGUACUUAACAUUACUGACCUUGACCUUGAUUGCAUUUGUUUUUUUAGAUAAGCUUGAUGGAUAAACACAAUCUGUUAUAAAAAAUAGUUUUUUCAAAUGAUCUAUCUACAAAACCUCCCAUGAACUUUAAUGAGGAUUUCUGUAGAGAAAUCUUUUGAAAAGUUUUUUUCUAACAGGUUGUGAAAGGCUUAUCUAAAAGUGUUAAAUCAAGGCCUUAAAAGUGCCUAGAUUACAAACGUUGAGAGUGUGAGAGAGAUGAAGUGUUCUUCAAUUGAAUGGGGGACUUGGAGUCUGUGCAUCUCGAUGUUGUGAUGCUCUACAAUACAAGGAAUGCUAACUCAAUGACUGUUUAACUCAAUGACUCACCACAGUAGAGAGAGUCAUUUUACAUGAAUAACCAUUAUUACUGGUAAUUAUAUGAAUACCAGUUAUGUAUAAAAAAAACAACUCACACCUUUAUUUGUAUCACAAAGCCUAAAAAUGAACAUCGUUAAACAUCCCUAUAGUACGUUACCAUUCCGUUCUAUAGAUGUAACACCUACCAGAAAAGGUUAAAGGACCUUAACAUGUAUAACUUGGAGGAAAGAUGAGACGGGGGGAUAUGAUAGAAACAUUUAAAUACAUAAAGGGAAUCAACACAGUAAAGGAGGAGACUAUAUUUAAAAGAAGAAAAACUGCCACAACAAGAGGACAUAGUCUUAAAUUAGAGGGACAAAGGUUUAAAAAUAAUAUCAGGAAGUAUUACUUUACUGAGAGGGUAGUGGAUGCAUGGAAUAGCCCUCCAGCUGAAGUGGUAGAGGUUAACACAGAGAGGGAGUUUAGGCAUAUUCUAGCUAUAAGAUAAGGCUGGGGACUAAUGAAAGUAUUUAGAAAAUUGGGCAGACUAGAUGGGCCAAAAGGUUCUCAUCUGCCGUCACAUUCUAUGUUUCAUUAGACAUACAGCUUCACACAUUUCACAUAACCAUAAGCAUAAAAAUGUAGUUAUGAAUCAUCUAUGUAUGAACUAUAUUUAUUAUUAUGCUUUGUGAAACAAGUAAAGUGUGAUUUUAAAAACGAAAAUAAAAAAUGUUCCCGGUGUACAGCGAUAUGGUAAUUUAGUUUUGUGACUUUGCUGGUUUGGAGAGCUGGCACUGUGCGGCACUCUACUUGUACAAAGUCUGCUAUCUAUGCCCUGGUGUUUCCCCUGUGCUCUAAAACAUAGGUCAUUUUAUGCUCCCGACUGAGCUGCAGCCCUCAAACAGGCUUUGUUUUAAAAAGGACUAUAUCCGUAGCCUCCAGAUUAAAAUAAAAUGCAAACUUGAAAUAAGUUUAAAAAAAAAUGUCAGUAAAUAUUGUGCUUUUACAAUCUGCCCCCAUCCAGAUCUUUGUUUUAUUACACCUUGAUAACUCAUGUUUUUCUGUAUUAUGAAAACUAUGGACCUUAUUACACAGUUAUGUUUGCUUUUCUUAUUCAUAAACGUAUUAUUUUUUUGUUUUAGACUUUGUUCAGGUGGUUAAAAGUCUGUUUAGCUUGCAGUUAGAAGAAGGCGAUAUUGGACGUGGCCCUGUCAGGCCCAGAGAGAAAGAAAUUAGCAAUUUACUAAACUCCGUCACAAGUCAGGUAAGGUCAUCCUCUCCUCCAACCCAUGUUUGUGUUCUUCUUGCGUUUUUUAAUGUUAAUGCUUAUAGAUGCUGCUUUUGUUGUGUUGAUUGUUUACCUGGCUGACCGUCUCACUGUUAGCAAUUCAGACGAGCUCUGUGUCACACGUGUACCUUGGCAGAUUGUGGACACGCUGUUUUCAAUAUACUUUAGCUAUCGCUUUAUAAAAUUAUGUAUCGGUUUCCUAUUGGGAAUAGAACAAACAAGUAAUUGUUUGUCUGCACGCUUGUAGUGUUCCCAUCGAGAUUCUGUGCAGAAUGAAUCAAACACACACUUCCAGCCACUGCGGCUUACUGAGUAGCAGAACAACUGGAAUCUCCUGGAACAAAUAUAGAUUAAAUAUGGUUUAUGAAAUGUUGGUGAUUGUUUGUGCUGAACAGUAAUCAUCUUAAUACAGAGAGUUACUGGAUAGUUAAAGGAGUACUGCCAUUAUUCCCAGUGUGUACCAUCUACAGAGAGCCACCAUUUUACAAAGGUAAACAAAGUGUUACUGUCACCAUUCUCAGUGCUUGCCUUCUGGGUACAGCCAUCAUGGCCUGGUUUGAAUUAUUAAUCUGCUGCGCUAAACUCUGCUAAUUUGGAGGAAGUUAAUAAACCCUGCCAAUUUCUAGCGAGAGGACUGAGUUUAUCAGAGGUUAUUGAGGAGCAUCUGAGCUUCAUCAACCCAGGCCAACAGCCACUCCAUGAGUAUGAACUUUCCAUUUAGCACCCAGUUGUCUUGAGACCAUGAUGUUACUAUAAAAACAUGUUUCAAUAAAUGGUUCAUUGCGCGGAAGGUUGAUUGGUUGCACUUUACUCCUUUAGAGUCUUAAAAGUUUUGUAACAAGCCAUGGACCAUUUCGGAAUAGAAGAUACACUGGAAUUAAAAAUGUUGUAGCACGGUUUUGUGGAUCCCAGUAGAGAAUCGUCUUUUUCCACUACUCGUUCUGAGAGGAUAAAGACAUUUCUCUGCCAUAGUCCACAAGGCCACACUACACAGAGUAACUCUCUAUGCACCACCUCCAGCUGGCCACUCAGAGAUUGCACUAGAGAACACUAAUCGUUUUAUUACCCUAAAUGUUUAUUUAUUCAGAAAAAUAGGAUAGACCGCUUAUCAUUAGUAAGCAGUCAAGUUCCCUGUAUGAGUUGUGAAGAAGUGGGAGAUGGCUAAAAGAAAGUUUCAAAGUACCAUAACCACUACAGUUUAUAGUAUUAUUGCAGCUCUUUGUAUCAUUCUGUUAAAAUGAACUGUCAAGAUAUCAUGAGAUGUAGUGAUACUGUAAGCUGAUGUGGAGAUACAACUUGAAAUUUUCCUUCAAACAGUUAACACCAAUGUUCAGACUGGGCCAUAGAUAAGCUUUAGAAUGAUGGUCCAUAAGGUAAAGUGGUUUCCUUCAAAAUCUGCAAUCCAGCUUCCUUAAAUAUUUAGGGACGUUGUGUCCAGCUGGGAAGGAUUCACGUUCUUCUUUGCUUUACUUCUUAAUGCUUCCAGGUCCAGUCAUGCGAUCUUUCUGAUUCCGAGAAUAAAGAGAUUAAAAAACUCAAGGUAAGAAAUGUCUUUACCCUUCAUAUUCUUAAAUGCUUAGCAUUGCAAUAGGCAAACACAAUUCACAAAGUAAAAUAUUAUAUGGUUUUGCUGUAGUGCAGUAAGGUAGGACCUUGUCAGCUGUUAGCUGUAAACAAUCCUCAGUAAGCCAUAAAAAUUUGUUUCAGUUCUUUAAGUGGAAAUUUGCUGAAAAUGUUACAAUUGAAUUAAUCCUCGAAAAUCACAUACAACAGGUGUUAACCUUUUUCUCUUGUUGUGAUGCUCAGUUUUCUUUUAAAUGUAAGAUUUAGCAAUGUAACUCUAAUUCUAAUUUCAAACCCUGACAUUUGGGAUUACCUGCUGAGUAAAUAAGAAUGUAUUCCCUGUUGAAGAUUCCUUGCUUGGGAAGAUGGAGUUGGUUACAUGCAAAGCAUUCUGGGAUUUAGCCUCCAGCACCUUUUAAAUCUAUGUGUUUACUGUUGAUUUUGCCAGCAUGAUGUAUAGAUUAUGUUAUAUUACUUACUCAGCAGAGGUCUCGGCAUUCACAUCUUUGUACUGAGAGGUCCAAUGGAACCAAUUAGACAUGUUGUGUACAGGUAAUCCCCCUUAGCAUACUGGCCUCCAGGGUACUGUUGAAUAAUAUAUCAUGAUAAAUACUGAUACAUUUAAGCAAAAUGCAGCAUGCAUACAGCUGAGCGAUAUAUGGCUGUGCUUAUUCGACAGGCCCACUUUUUGUAGAAUGAUCUCAUAUACCUCUUUAUAGCAAACAUCAUUUUCUGCAAAAGCGUAUUAAGGUGAUGUGUUCCGUGAUCUAAGCCUGUGGAAAAAUUCAUAGUAUAGCUUUGCUCGGUAGAAUGCAGUGCCAAGCUGCCACAUUGGGCCUGCCAUCCUCUGUCUUUAUGUGCUAGCAGUCAUUGUCUGUAUCACGAAUACGUCCAAAUACCUGCACGAGUACAUAACAGCUGACAGUAAGGAAGAUCUUUUGAGACUUCUGAUAUGAGCCUUUCAAUGCUGGACUUGAAAGAUAAAGUUUGACUAGGUAGUAUCUGUUUCAAAUGCAUUAGUUGCAAGUAGUAGGAAUUUAUUUUUGGGUUGUCCGAAUAUUUUUCCCAUGGAUGAAAUUUGCUGGAACCAGCACAUGAACAAGCAUCAAAUAUCCUGAACAAAAUGGCAUUUUCUGAUAAAAAUGAUUUGGCUGAACAAUACUUUUCCGCCAUACACAAGUCUACUCCCUGGUAUGGAUACGUUUGAAGGUCAGUUUAGGCAGCACAAUGCACCAUAACAACUUAAUCUAAAUGCAGUUGUUAUGGUGCCAGGAGGCCCCCAGGCACACUCAAACCUUCAGUGGUUAAACCAUACUGGAAUGGUUUAACCCCAAAGUUGCCUCCAGCGGUGAUUUCAAAUCCCUCAGAGGUGGCAUCCGGCUUCUGAAAUUUCAGUUUUAGGAAGUGCGGAGGGCCGCCAGCGAUUGUCUGAGAAUGGUUCGCUGAUGCUCUUAGCCAGUCAGGGACUCCCCAGAAAAAAAAACUUGCCUUCUCUGAGCCAGUUUUGUGAAAGAGGAGUCAAGUGUCAAGUGAAAGAGUGAUGUUUUACAUUGCAGGGUGAAAACUAAAGGAUCCAUUGAGAUGAAGCUGCCUGACGUUUGUGGUCCUUAAAUGGUCUAUUAAUAUAAUGUAUUAAAGAACAUUGGAAUCCACUCCAAUCUGGAGUGUGUCUAAAAUCCUCUCCUUUAUUAUUAUAAUUUUUUUGUGUCAAAUGCAAGUUUGUUCUGGCACAACCUGAGCAUCUGAUUGAUAUGUUAUACAUGUCUUGCAGUUGCUGUUGAUUAAAAUCCCUGUGUAAAGGGGAUCAUAGGAAAAUGAACAUACGCUAACAGUUUGUUUCACUGGGACUGCAUCAGUAAGUGGAUAGUUUUUUUCACCUCCUCUGCAUUACUCACCUAGAAAACACACUUAUCUGGGGCAAGUAAAAGAUCUGUAAGCAGCACAAAUGUGAUGAUUUCUCUUUAAAAAAAUAUAAAAUUAUGUGCCUGGCAUGUUCCGUAUCAUAAAAAGUUCAGUGUCUCUCAUAUGACAUUUGAUAGCUGCACGUUCUAACUCAUGCUUAUCUGCUAAAAUGUUUCUCAGCCUGCAUGUACCACUCUUGAACGCAAAAUGUAUUCUUACCAAAAAUGUGCCGUAUUAUAGACUGCCCUAUACUGUACAACUGUGUAUACUACGUAUCUUGCCACUGCUGUUGGGGCAGAGCGAGACUGUCUGUUACUCUGAAGCACAACUAAAAAAUAUAUAUAUAUAUAAAUAAAAUUAAAUGUUCAGCCUACAUUGCAAAUCCACAAUCCAAAAUCUUACAUUUUUUUUUAUUCUUACUUUUCUUAUUCCCACAUUGUCUGUUACUUUUUGUUCCUCGUUUCUCGGCACUGCCAGAUUAGUUUAUAAAUUGAUGGCCUGGAUGACUGACAUUAAUUAGACACAAUAUACUUGGUAACGAGUGAACCUAUUAACUUGACAUCUUACAGGCGUAGCGCAGUGUGCGGAUAAUCUCUGGGGUAAAUAUUGGAAUUUGUGAGGACAGCUUUUAUGGCUAGCAACACGACUGCAUUUUAAUUAGGAUGUUUAAUUGCAGCUCUCUGGCUUUCCUGCUAAGGAGCGAGAGAAAGCUGUGUGUGGAGAAGAAAAUGCACUGCAGCCAAAAACACGUCAGAGUUUGCAAAAUUCACCUAUAUUCUGCUAUGGCUUGACAUAUGCUUAAACCGAAACAAAAUAUGUUACAACGGAGAGUGGGUUUUAUAUUCCAUUUCUUUUAUUUCUAAAACAUUUAUGAUUCUUUUCUUUGUUAUAACAAUUACUAAGACGCAUUGCCCUGCUGAAAUACACAUUAUUUGGCAGCAUCGGGAACUCCUCUGUUUGUACACAAGCAAUGGUUUUUGAAGGUCUUUUAAAAUUAUUUUUAUUAUGUGCAUCGAUAUAUGCGUUGAGCAUGCGCUGUGAACCAUUAAUUAAAAUGAACACCUGGCACCACUUUACACACAGCAUGUUAACUGCACAUAAGGGAUCAAUAAUAUUAAUUCAUUCUAAUCUAUAGAAUAUUUGUUAGUGUGACAUGUCAUGAUUCCCUUUUAUUCCAGAAGUUUUCUCCUUAAGGGGUUAAACUCCACCACUUGUUAUCGUUAACCUUCUUACACUACUAAAGUUAAAAUUUAAAGUGACUGUGUCACGCUCCACUUUCUUUGUCACCAACAUCAAUAAGUGAUCUUUUUUCAUCUCCUUUCUGUGGCGUGGUGGUGGGAGGUCACCUAGCUUUGAGGAUAAUUUUUUGUAAAAUGGAGCCACAUGUAAACAACUCAUUCUUUUUGGCCCAUCGUUUAACAAAACAGAAUUCUAAUUAUUAUCAAUAUAUGGUAGAUUGUCAAUUCUCUGAUCCUUUACCAUUUGCACCAUUCCACCAAAUAAUGCAAUAUGCCAGGUCUCCUGUGAGAUGAGAUUGAUUAUGUACCAACCAUGGUCCAGUGCAACAUAUAUAUAAUCAAUGCUAAUUAAGUAGAGACUAGUGCAAGAUCCUGUGUGGUAAUGCAGCUCUGCAACCCAACUUUUCACUGUUUUUGUUUUUUUCCUCUUAAUUUGUAUGUAAUAUAUAUAUGUCACCAUAUGUCACCAUGAUUUCUGCAAACAUGGACUAAUCUGAUGAAUUUUGUUUUCUCCAAGUGAGAUGUGCAGAAUUUAGCAUAAUCCAUAUAAGUUUGUUGCUCAGUCUUAUUUUAUGAGUGCUACUGGUUGCUGGGGGCAUUUUAAUGGUGUAGCAAAUGAUUUGGCUUAUGUUUAUCUAAAUAAAAAUUCUUAACCAAUUAUGCAUCAGUAUAUCUAAUCAUUGUUCCUGACCCUUUGCCUGCUUUUACAGAAUGACCAUUUUAACCAGGACCCUUCUUAAAGUAUAAUUCAUCAUACCACAGAGUAGGCAUAAUCUCAAACUUGUUCCAAAAAUCUGUCAGGAACUCCAGUUUACUUGAUUCCCCGGAUUAGUCGAAUAGAGCAGGGCUCAAAAUGUAAACUCUCCACUAGCCUUUGUCUAGUGAGUAGACGUUUAUCCCUGAUAUGCCGUGGGCCCCUGAGGCUUGUAGUGGAGAGUAACUCAACCUACAUAGCAGUGUAAGACCUGAAAUAGAACACUGUUGGAACGGGAAAUUACAGACUAUGAAAAUAACCAUGUCCUAUACUUUUUAUACGUUUUCUUAACUCUUCUCCCCAUCCCCCAGCUUACAUAUGGGUUGUCCAAUAAUUGCGAGGGGCUCCUGUGUGGUUAAACUUUCAUUUUCACAUCCUACCUGUCCCAUUGCCUCUUUAUUCAGAGUGCCGCCAUCUUGGUGUUUCCAGGAUCCCACCCACAAAAGUCCUACCUCUGCCUUUCCCAGAGUGUGAGCAUCAGACCUUGAGGCUAGCCUUGCACUGUGUUAACUCUCAGGAUCCCACAAGAGUCAACACAGUGAGAAGGGGACACAAUACUGGAGGGAGGUGAGUGAGAAGUAGCCAGUCAAUGACAACGUUGGCAAAUUAUGGGCAUCUUCACUAAAACUUCACCUUAUUUCAACUUUCAAGUUUUACGUAAUGAAAAGUAUUCCCUAAUUUUCAUUAUAUGUAACUUUUGAACUGAUAAUUAUUUGGAAAAAAAAAUGGGACAAAAUGCACCAGGUAAUACAAAAAGAGACAGACCCACUUUAAUAUGCUCUUCUACUUAGCCUGAACGUGAACCAUGGCUUUCUCAUAAAAGACAUUUCAGUCUUUAUCCAUGUCAUGAUUAAAUUAAUAAAAGCUUGUAGUUUACAGCCACUCGUUCUACAGAUUAAGUGAGAAUUCACAUAAAAGAAAGAGUGGAGGAAAAACGUGUUUUUCUCUCACUCGAAAGGUCAAGAAGAUCUUACUAGUUUUUAGAAAAAAAAAAUAAUGAAUAGGUGAAUGCAAGAAAUGGACUAGUAAUAUGAGAAAUUUCAAUUCAGACUGGGCGAGCGAGGACGCUAGUGACACAGCGACCUUCUAAACAAGAGAGUCUUGUAGAUGUGUGAUAUUGCAAACAAUUACCAGGACCAUGCAAGGUUACAGUGAUCUGUGCAUCACACAAGCUGUUUGUGUAACCCUUUGCAUUUCGCAGGACCCCGUCCCCUUACCCCGUCCCAAGAGUUAAAGGGCAACUGUCAUUUUUCUGGAAUUUACAUUAUUGAAUAAAGCAUCAGAAAUCAUCUAUGACUUGUCUUAACUAUUUUUUCAUUAGAUGUUCUAUUUUUUUUUUACAUUUAUAUUAAAGAUUUAACAAAUGACAUCCUAAUCCCGUUCAGACAAGGCACAGCUGGGCUGUGUGACAAAGACAUAGACUGGAAACAGUGCAUGACAAAAAAGUUAUAUUAGUUGGAAAAAGUAUUGCGUCCAUCACAAUUGAUCUUUCAAUAUCCUCCUUCCUGCUGUCAAUCCCAAACAAGGCAAAGUUGCAGCAAUUUUGUCUAAAAUGGAAAAAUAACAAUACUUUAAAGUAUUUAUUAGAUUCAUUGCAGUAGCACAGAGCCGUUGUAAAUAAAGUCCUUGUAAUUGACCCCGUACGUAACGUUUUUGAAAACCAUUUACUGAAUCUGAUCAAACAAUCUCUGUAGGCAGAGAGUUCAGUAUUGUCCUUCCUCUUGCUGUAAUGAACCCAUUCCUCUGCUGUAGGAGAAAUCUCCUUUUUAUCCUGUUUUCCGUGGAGUACCUCUUGUCCUGGUAAUAAAUAGAUCACAAGGGAGCGGUUUGUAUUGACCCUGCGUAUAUUUUUCAAAUGUUAUCAUAUCUUCUUAAAUGUGUACUUAAACAAAUCCAUUUUCUCUAGUGUAUCUUUAUAAUUUCAGUCUCUUUUGCUAAUCACCUCUGUACUCUUUCAAUACUUCUUAAAAAACGUUGCCCAAAAUCGCUCUGUAUAUUUACGGUGGGGAAUUGAUUUAUGAGUUCAAAAAUAAUAUUUUUAUCACAAGUCAAAAUGACUUUUUAUACAUGACAAUAGCAUAGUGGGCUUUGCAGUUACUGACAGACAUUUGCAACUUCUUGCCAAGUCUGUCUAAAUGACUCCCAAGUCCUUUCUCAAUUCAUUAUUUCUCAGGCUCAUCACUAUUGAGAUGCAGCUUUUACACUUUACAUUUAUAUUCUUCUACUCUCUACCUGCAAAAUCCCCAUUGAAUUUAAAAUUGCACAUAUAUUUGCUUCCCAUCUCAGCCUGGAUUGAAAAAUACUGUUAACUGUAUUUAAAAUGCUCUUAAUCAGGCAUUCGGGGAAAGAUUAAUGAGUGUAAUGUUUGCCAUCACACUGGAAGUGAGUUGAGACUCAGGAGCUUGGGAGGUAAAGGGAAGCAAAGCUGCCCCUCUCAUAUUGAGUAACACAUCUUAGGGCCAACAAUUAGCUGGUGCAGUUGUAGAGGUUUCCCAGAUUUGCUUAUAAAUGAGACAUGACCCAAAAUCCCACUACAUAGAGGUUUCAAGUAGUGUUAUAACAAGACCUGACUGGUUUAUGAGUCCUGAUUAGGAGUUGGUUUCGGUGCAUUCCAUACCUUGUACUCUAGGACUGUGAGUGUAGAUUACUAGGUUUUGAAUGCACAGAUAGAAUAACUGGGUCAGAAUGUGCAGAUGGAAUAUUUAAACGUGGAGGUAUAAUUGUGCCAUACAAUUUACAGAGAGAAUAGUAGGAUUAGAAUGUUGAUAUAAAAUAGCAGGUUUAGAAUAUGGAGGUAUAGUUGUGGAAUAUAAUUUAAAGAUAAAAUAGCAGGAUUAGAGUGUUCAGAUAGAAUGGAAGGAUUGGAAUGUUCAGAUAGAAUAAUAGAAUGUUCAUUUAAGAAUGUAGUCAGUCAAAUCAGUGCUAGCACAAGAUAAGGAAUAUAUAUAUAUAUAUAUGAACUAUACUUGUACAGUGAAAUGCCAUAGCUGUAAGAUGACAGUCUCUAUUUACACACAUGUUAAUGACUUGUUCCACGCAGGGCCACUUAGUACCCGUACUGACCUUUUUCUCACGUCUGACUUUAGGAUCGUCUCUUAGAAUCUGAGAAACAGAAAAACCAGCUGGCAGAAGAGUUAAAAAUUGUAAAACAAGUAAGAAUUUUUCCUUUUAAAGUGUUCUUUUUAAUGUCUAUGCUUUGGAAAUCUGCGGCCUUACAAUUUGUCCCUGAGCCAUGAAAACCUUGGGCUGUUGAUGCUUUAUCUACUAUGGGAGGAUUUGGGUUUAACUGGGACAAUUUGAUGUGCUAAAAAAAAUGAUAACUUAUUGAGACGUCCAUCUAUAUAUCUAAAUAAGAGAGUGGUGUGGUGGUGGAGGGGGCGUCACCUUGAAAUUCUUUUGGAGUAGUUUCUUGUGUAGGAAAGCAGGUUUGUGAUAGGGAUUCUCCUUGAGUAAUUUCAUUAGUAGGAGAGCCGGGUGGGAUGGAGGGUGUGAUUGCUGUAAAUUCUCUGGGGGCAAUUUGAGGAGAAAAAAAAAGAGAAUUAAAGGGAGGGAGUAGCCCCUUUACAUUUCUUAUAGAUAAUUUCAUGGGUCAGAGAGCAGAGCCGGGGUGGUGGGCGCGGCCCCUUCAAAGGAACUCUAUAAGCACAAUAACCACUACAGCCUACCCUGGUGGUGUGCCUGCAUAAUUUGUCCAUUUUAGCCUGGUGUGACCAUUACCGUGGUCUCAUUGGCUGCCCAGGUUGCUUUCAGUCGUUUCUAGAAAGCUCUCCGCACGUGCCUGUAUUCAUGACAUAAACUGACAGCUUUGGAAGACUAGAAGGAGUUCAGCCCCCCGAUGGGACCCAGGUAAGUAUCAAUCCAUGCUUAAAUGGCUGAUCGAUUACUCUAGGACAACGCCGGGGCCCCCCUGGCACUAUAGCCUACAGAGUCCACCAUCAAACCCUCCUCACUGGUACUCAGAAAGAGCCCACCACGUUGAAUGGGACUGUGAAUUAAAUAAUUCUGCUAUUGCAUGGCUGGUAUCGGCUUAUUGAACAGUUCCACUCGUGUUUGGGAACAGCGACCGGGGAAUUGCAUAUCACUAUAAAUUCACUCAUUGGUGAAUAAACCCCAGUGUGAAUGUGCGCCAAUUUGUCAGGCCGUAUAUACAGGUAUCUGGCUAAUAUAUUUGCAGGUUUAGCACGGGGGGGUCGUGGUUAAAUGUUCUCUAUGCCUUUAAGUCUGUAUAGAUUCCUGCUUCCAGUGUUCACUUUCUUUUUAAUUCAUUGAACAGAAAAUGUUGUUUUUCUGCACUUUUAUCAAUAUCUCUUCAACCUUUUGAUGUUCCUGUGUUUUAACGCUGUGCGCUUGCAAAUCCCAGCUCCUAAUGUGAAAAGAAUCUUUUGUGUUAACAAGGGUCAAAUUAAAUGUGCCCGACCAAUAUCUCACAUUUAAAUGGCUAUUACAGCAGCUGAAGAAAUCACGCAGAAACUCAAUAAAUGUGUUUACUAGAGCCUGGUUUAUUCACAGUUCACAAGUGGAACUUGCACUCUUUACAUGAUUAAAAUGUAACCCAUGUGGGCUAAUAUAAGAUUCAGGCUUCUCAUUUUACCUGGAAUUAAAAGGAGUGGGAAACAGGGGAUUGAACUGUUCUUGUUUUGGACAGUAUGUGGUAUGUCUCCCAUUGGUUAAAAAACAGGAAAAGACCGUAUCUGAUAUAUCUGUCUGGACACCUUAAUUUUAAUUUACUUACUGGAGAUUUUCAUAGAGUAACAGGAGAGAAGUUAAGUUAUAUUGAUGAAGUGCUAUGGCUAGUUAUUAGUUCAUGCAUUGUGUGGUAUAGUUAGUUUUAUGUCUGUCGUUUUUUGGUUCCAUGUCUUUGGAUGCCUUUCUAUAGUUAAUUAUAUGUCUGCAGAUUCUGUGUUAUGGUCAGUUAUGUGUUCGUGGAUACUGAGGUAUGGUUAGUUAUAUGCUUGUGGGUCCCAUGGAAUUGUUUAUUAUACAGUUGUAGUCAAUUUGUUUUAUUUAUUUUUAAAUAAGUUUUUGUUAUUAUAAUUUAUUAUUAAUAAAAUAAAAAAAUGUAUUAUAAUUAUUCAACCCCCAUUGAAAAUCAGGGUUAUUGUCAAAAUUUACAGACUGUCAGCUGUUUGCAAUUAACAAAUCAAACAAACGCAAUUGAAAUAGCUCAACACGAUGAAUGCUUUAAAUGGUUUCCCCAAAUUCAACAGAAAAUGCAAUUAAUAAUGACUUCUCCAGUCUCAAAUGUAUUAAACCCCAUGAAUAGAACCCCACAAAACUGCACACAGUUGUGUGCUUGAGCUGGAACACUUAAAUACCUGAACUGGCUAGGGGUUUGUUUGAGUGUCACGUUUGACCGCGUGUUAGAAAUAUGGCAAAAGUCAAAAGAAUAGUCCACAAAGUUAAGAAAAUAGAUCAUUGCUCUUCACAGAAGGCGGUUGCAGCACGCAAACCCAAGAAUAUUACAUAACUGGAGAUUCCCCAGGAAACCUGCCAGAAAAUGGUGUCUGGCUAUGCAUCUCGUUUGCAGCAGGUCAUAAAAGUAAAAGGGUGCUCUACUAAGUACUAAAGAUACAAAAAGAAAAGUCCUGCGCUCACGCCCAUCACUCCUGGGCAGCAGCAACGACCACAGUACACAUCAGCUCCAAUACAUACAGUAAAAACCAAAGAAAAGGAGAGAGUGCAGGUAACUUUUUUCCCUUGGUUAUUAAUAUAUGUAUUGGAGCUGAUGUGUACUGUGGUUGUUGCUGCCGCCCAGGAGUGAUGGGAGUGAGCGCAGGACUUUUCUUUUUGUAUUUGUAUUUACUUUGUAUCACACAGCUAGGUUACAAUGCUUCUGCCCAUCCCAUGUGUUCCCUUUUAAGGGUUAACCCCUUAAGGACACGACUUCUGGAAUAAAAGGGAAUCAUGAUGGAAUAUUUCCGUCAUCUGUCCUUAAGGGGUUAAUAAGUAUAUAGGCGUGUAUAUAAAAAAUACCCCUUUCUGUCUCAUUAGAGAUAUCUUUGCCAGAAGCUCAAGGAAGCAAGGUGAAGGGUCAGUGUAGGACCCGUCUAGGGGGGUCUGCCUUGACGUUGGCAGGCGGGCAUUCCCUCCAGUGGCCAUUGGAGCAACUAAAUGUUUGUUUAAAUAUACAUAGGGAUUAAGGAGAGAGCACAGGUAACUUUUUCCCUUUGGUUUUUACUAUAAGUACUAAAGAUACCUGCCCUGAAGGGGUUGAAUAAUUUUGUGACUGGAUAAGUCAUUAUAACUUGCAUUUUUAGUUUAAUUUUGGGGAAGCCACUGGAAGCAUUUGAUGUGUUGAGCUAUUUCAGUUGCUUUUGUUUAAUUUCAUUACAAACAGCUGAAAGUCUGUACAUUUUGACAAUAAACCUGAUUUUCAAUGGGGGCUGAAUAAUAUUGAUUACAACUUACAUAGUUACAUAGUUACAUAGCUGAAAAGAGACUUGUGUCCAUCAAGUUCAGCCUUCCUCACAUAUGUUGUUGCUGUUGAUCCAAAAGAAGGCAAAAAACCUAGUCUGAAAUGCUUCCAAUUUUGCCACAAACUAGGAAAAAAUUCCUUCUUGAACCCAGAAUGGCAGUCAGAUAUCACAUUGGAUCAAGCAGUUAUUACCCCACUAAUUAGAAAUGAUAUCCCUGUAUGUUGUGUUUUUGGAAGUAUGUAUCCAAUUGCUGUUUAAACAUCUGUAUGGACUCUGACAAAACCACCUCUUCAGGCAGUGAAUUCCAUAUCCUCAUUGCUCUUAUUGUAAAAAAAACAAAAAACUUUUCUUUGCCUUAGAUGAAAUCUCCUUUCUUCCAGCCUAAAUGUGUGACCUCGUGUCCCAUGUAUAGCCCUGUUUAUGAAUAGAUUUCCAGAUAAUGGUUUGUACUGGCCCCGAAUAUAUUUGUAUAAUGUUAUCAUAUCCCCUCUCAGGUGCCGUUUUUCCAAACUAAAUUUUGUGACCUUUCUUCGUAACUAAAAUGCUCCAUUCCUUUUAUCAAUUUUGUAGCUUGUCUCUGCACUUUUUCUAGUGCCAAUAUAUUCUUCUUUAGAACAGGUGCCCAAAAUUGCACAGCAUAUUCAAGGUGUGGUCUUACCAGCGAUUUAUAAAGAGGCAAAAUUAUAUUUUCAUCCCGAGAAUUUAUGCCCCUAUUUAUACAAGACAAAACCUUACUGGCCUUAACAAUUGCAGAUUGACAUUGCAUAUUGCUGCCUAAUUUGUUGUCUAUAAAAAUUCCCAAAACUGUGUCUGUGGAAUCCAUGAUAUGGUUAAUUACAUGCCAGUGGAUCUUGUAGUUAAAUCUCUGGAUUCUGUGGUAUGGCUAGUUAUAUAUCUUUGGAUUCCAUUACAGUUAUUUAUAUAUCCUGUUUUUCAACCAUUUUUGCUUCUCACUACAGAUGUACAUUUUUAUGCUGUUCUAGGAAGCCAAAGCAGCUGUAGAAGAGGCCAGGGUCCUGCGGAGCCGCAUCCACCUGGCGGAAGUUGCUCAGAGGCAGGCACGUGGAGUGGAGAUGGACUACGAAGAGGUCAUCCGCCUCCUGGAAGUCGAAAUCGCUGAGCUAAGAGAUCAACUGGUCGACCACUCCGGCCAUAACAAGGUUAAGCAUAUCGGCCAUUUUCUAGCCUCAUUACCAUGGUAGCCCGGCCUGGUGACUGUAAGUGCUACUGUAAAGUAGGUCACGCUUUGUAUUAUUCAGGAUUCCAAGCGAGGCGCGUCUACAAACACAAUGCCCUUGUUACGACCCAAUCUUUGCAAAGCAGGCCCUGUGAUAUAAACAAUGAAAUCUGCUUUCAUUAAGUAAUGUUACAUUUUACAGGUUUCAUUUUUUUAUUUUAAGUUGUUUUUAUUUUUAUUUUUGCAAAACAUACCAGCUCAGCUGCCCUUAGCUCAGUACUUUGAAUAAUCCAGAAAGGAAAAAGGAGAGGAGUAAUUCAAACCGAAUAUUGAAUGGAUGUUGCUGGAUGUUCCCUGUUUCGUUUACAGUGAGAAACAUGAUUUUACUUGAUAUUUUGAAUGGUUUUGUCCCAAGCUUAUAGAAUUUUUACCUUUUCAGCCAUGGAAGCUAAACUUUAGUACUCUAGUGGCUUUUUUUUUUUUUUUAAAUCAGUUGACAGUCAGAUUGCUAAAUUUAGGCCAUACUUGAGGACUGAAGAAUUCUUUAACUUAACAAUUCCAUUUUGGUUUUUCUGACCUGAAUUCUGGUUGCUCAUUUACUGAUUAAGGCCUUUUAUAUGUUUCAUGUUCUCCUCCCAUCCCCUGUACUGGAAGGGGUUAAAUGGACACUAAAUGAACCCAGACCAUUCCACUUCAAUAAAGGGGUCUGGAUGCAGUGCCCCUGUCUGUUCAAACCUGGUUUGUAAAACAUGCCAUUCUGUAAGAAUGUUUCAGGUUUAGCACGCCCCUAGUGACAGUCUUCGUGACAGGAUUUCAUCUGCUAUAAUGAGUAAAACUCCCAUGAUGCUUUACAUGCCUGUGGAAUUACAGCCUCUUGUCCCAGGUGUGAAGUAUAACGUACCUGGGACAGGUGUAUAUACAGGGAGUGCAGAAUUAUUAGGCAAGUUGUAUUUUUGAGGAUUAAUUUUAUUAUUGAACAACAACCAUGUUCUCAAUGAACCCAAAAACUCAUUAAUAUCAAAGCUGAAUAUUUUUGGAAGUAGUUUUUAGUUUGUUUUUAGUUAUAGCUAUGUUAGGGGGAUAUCUGUGUGUGCAGGUGACUAUUACUGUGCAUAAUUAUUAGGCAACUUAACAAAAAACAAAUAUAUACCCAUUUCAAUUAUUUAUUAUUACCAGUGAAACCAAUAUAACAUCUCAACAUUCACAAAUAUACAUUUCUGACAUUCAAAAACAAAACAAAAACAAAUCAGUGACCAAUAUAGCCACCUUUCUUUGCAAGGACACUCCAUGGAUUCUGUCAGUGUUUUGAUCUGUUCACCAUCAACAUUGCGUGCAGCAGCAACCACAGCCUCCCAGACACUGUUCAGAGAGGUGUACUGUUUUCCCUCCUUGUAAAUCUCACAUUUGAUGAUGGACCACAGGUUCUCAAUGGGGUUCAGAUCAGGUGAACAAGGAGGCCAUGUCAUUAGAUUUUCUUCUUUUAUACCCUUUCUUGCCAGCCACGCUGUGGAGUACUUGGACGCGUGUGAUGGAGCAUUGUCCUGCAUGAAAAUCAUGUUUUUCUUGAAGGAUGCAGACUUCUUCCUGUACCACUGCUUGAAGAAGGUGUCUUCCAGGAACUGGCAGUAGGACUGGGAGUUGAGCUUGACUCCAUCCUCAACCCGAAAAGGCCCCACAAGCUCAUCUUUGAUGAUACCAGCCCAAACCAGUACUCCACCUCCACCUUGCUGGCGUCUGAGUCGGACUGGAGCUCUCUGCCCUUUACCAAUCCAGCCACGGGCCCAUCCAUCUGGCCCAUCAAGACUCACUCUCAUUUCAUCAGUCCAUAAUACCUUAGAAAAAUCAGUCUUGAGAUAUUUCUUGGCCCAGUCUUGACGUUUCAGCUUGUGUGUCUUGUUCAGUGGUGGUCGUCUUUCAGCCUUUCUUACCUUGGCCAUGUCUCUGAGUAUUGCACACCUUGUGCUUUUGGGCACUCCAGUGAUGUUGCAGCUCUGAAAUAUGGCCAAACUGGUGGCAAGUGGCAUCGUGGCAGCUGCACGCUUGACUUUUCUCAGUUCAUGGGCAGUUAUUUUGCGCCUUGGUUUUUCCACACGCUUCUUGCGACCCUGUUGACUAUUUUGAAUGAAACGCUUGAUUGUUCGAUGAUCACGCUUCAGAAGCUUUGCAAUUUUAAGAGUGCUGCAUCCCUCUGCAAGAUAUCUCACUAUUUUUUACUUUUCUGAGCCUGUCAAGUCCUUCUUUUGACCCAUUUUGCCAAAGGAAAGGAAGUUGCCUAAUAAUUAUGCACACCUGAUAUAGGGUGUUGAUGUCAUUAGACCACACCCCUUCUCAUUACAGAGAUGCACAUCACCUAAUAUGCUUAAUUGGUAGUAGGCUUUCGAGCCUAUACAGCUUGGAGUAAGACAACAUGCAUAAAGAGGAUGAUGUGGUCAAAAUACUCAUUUGCCUAAUAAUUCUGCACUCCCUGUAUGUUUAAUAUUAUUUGUUAAAUGCCCGAAAUUGACUGUGAACUUGUUUUUACUUCAGGACAACACGCAGGAUUUACAGAGGAGAAUUACUGUCCUCGGCUGCCAACUGCGUAAAUCUGAGAUGGCAAGGAAGACCUUCGAAGUAUCCACGGAGAAGCUGUUACAAUUUGUCGAAGUUAGUUGUUUACCAUAUUAUCGGAUACUGGAGGAAAGAUGUGACAUCUUCUGACAGAGAUUGUGGUCAGAUUAAAGGGACACUAUAGGCACCCAGACUUCAGCUCACAGGGUGCAGUAUGCCAGGACCCUUAACCAUGAGCAGGUAACUAUUGCAAUUUUUAACAAGCUGCAAUAUUUACCUGUUAGGGUUAACUCCACUUCUAGUGGCUGCCUACCAGACAGCCACUAGAGAAAAUUCUGGGUUGUUAGGCGACCUGGAUUCCCCUUAAAGCUAGUUCAAAAAUCUGUUUAUUUCCAGCGGCACGCAGGUCUCCUGGCGCUGACUCCACCAUUGAAUUGAUUAUCUCAGCCAAUCACAAUUUCCCAUAGGAAAGCAUUGCUAUGGGUGAGAUAGUCAAUUCUGAGGAGCCAAACGCCUCAUAGAGAUACAUUGAAUUGCAGAUGGAUUAGUGCAUCUCUAUGGGUAAAGUUCAGCGUCCCCAUGGAGAGUGUGGAGACACUGAAUGUCAGUCACACUGUGCAGCACUGCCCCAGGAAGCACCUCUAGUAGCUAUUUGAGGAAUGGCCACUGCAGUUGUCCAUGACAGCAAUGUAAACACUGCCUUUUCUCUGAAAAUACAGUAUUUACAGCAAAAGGCCUGCAUGGACUGACUAUACUCAUCAGAACAAAUAUAUUAAGCUGUAGUUGAUCUGAGGACUAUAGUGUCCCUUUAAGUCUGGAUAUGUAUGGGAAGAGUGAGAUGUCAGGAUGUUGAUGAUAUGGUGACUUUGUGAUUUUGUACUAAAAGCUGUUCCAAAGCUCAUACAGAGGGUAAUCUUUUCCCCUUUUGAGAGAUGUUCAAGGUCUACUCGAAGCACCAUGACCACUUUAUUUAUUUGAGAGGGCCAUGGUGCCUAGUGUCUGUAAAAUGCUGCACAUACUGAGUUUAACCCAUUGGCGUCAUGAGGUGUAAGGCUGGCUAAUGCCAGUUCUGUGCAAAGUAUUUUUGUACAGUGUAUCAAUCAUUGGCUGCGAGUGGUCAGUUGAUGCUCUUAGCCAGUGAAUAGCAACUGAAUCGGUUUCAGACUUAUGUAGCUUUGCAAAAAAAACGGACGCCCAUCACAGAGGAGGAGAAGUCUGGGUAAAAGGUUCAUUUUGAAAAGGCUAAUAUUUAUAUGCAAUAUAUCCAGCACCAGAAAGUAUUAUAAAACAUUAGGAUUAUUAUUUAAUAAAAUACUGUAUGUAGUUAGAGAAAUGUACUAUCAGUCAUUUUCUUUCUUUUGAACCAAGAGCAAAAAAGUAAUAUCAUUGUACUUAAAGGAACACUAUAGUCACCUAAAUUACUUUAGCUAAAUAAAGCAGUUUUAGUGUAUAGAUCAUCCCCCUGCAAUUUCACUGCUCAAUUCACUGUCAUUUAGGAGUUAAAUCACUUUGUUUCUGUUUAUGCAGCCCUAGCCACACCUCCCCUGGCUAUGAUUGACAGAGCCUGCAUGAAAAAAAACUGGUUUCACUUUCAAACAGAUGUAAUUUACCUUAAAUAAUUGUAUCUCAAUCUCUAAAUUGAACUUUAAUCACAUACAGGAGGCUCUUGCAGGGUCUAGCAAGCUAUUAACAUAGCAGGGGAUAAGAAAAUCUUAAUUAAACAGAACUUGCAAUAAAGAAAGCCUAAAUAGGGCUCUCUUUACAGGAAGUGUUUAUGGAAGGCUGUGCAAGUCACAUGCAGGGAGGUGUGACUAGGGUUCAUAAACAAAGGGAUUUAACUCCUAAAUGGCAGAGGAUUGAGCAGUGAGGCUGCAGGGGCAUGUUCUAUAUACCAAAACUGCUUCAUUAAGCUAAAGUUGUUCAGGUGACUGUAGUGUCCCUUUAAUGUAUUUAGAUUCAAAUGAUACUGAUCAAAUGUGCAUUCAGUUCCAAAGGUGCUAAAGGGAAUAUAUACCCAUAACUGGAUCGCUAUAUUUCCUUUUAUAAACUGAGUGUAACCUCUUGCAGCCUUCUGAUAGCAAUAAGAUAAUCAGUAUCUGGCCGCUAGAAUCUGACAUCUUUCUUUUCCAGCAGAAUACAGGUUUAGAGAUAAACUGUGUGUGCGGUGUUGAAAGGAAAUGCCUGGAAACCCUCACAGCACUGUGUAAGCAUCUUCCGUUCACCCUCAUCUAUGGACUUGUAUAGCGUAUAAAUGUGCUACCAUGUCUCACCCAUUUUCUGAUUGAAGUGGAUGUCACGAGAGAAGGAACAAUCUCAGGAUGAUAGGAGAUGUAGUCCAGUCACAGCCUGGCUGUUCCUCGGUUCCCUUGGCUUAGUUUUGUAAUAGUCUGUCACAUGCCCUGCAAGUCUGGGACUGUGCAGCAAGCAUUGGCUCGUUAGAGGACAUAGCAGGUGACAUAUUACAUCCCAGUCGAAUCAACGAGCGCAGGUGAAAGGUGUCAGAUUGAUGCUGAGUGACUCACAUUUAUUUUUUUUACGGAGCUGUACGAGGUAUUGGUUUUUGUAAUGAGAAAAUAGAGACAGCCUGGAUACCCCGCAGCUGCCAAUGUCACAAUUCACAAAUGAAUAGUAAAAGCCGCAGGCACAGAUCCAGAGACAUUCUUUUUCUGUCCGUUAGAGAAACUCAUUGAUAGGUUUCCUGCAGCAGGCAAGGCAGGAAAGGUCAGUUUCAUGCCACGCUCUGAAUCAGACCGGCCCGUGGAGCUCAGUACACAGAGUGAGCCAAGCCGAUAAAUGGUAUGCAUAAAUAAAUCUGGGCGCUGUUUCUGAGAACACGGAGCCCUUCGGAUUGGCUAUUUGCCCACUUGUAUUUCUCAGCCCAUUUUCCCCCUGUGUCUCUCGGAUUCUUUUUGAUGACCAUCUUGUUUUUAAUGAACCUUGGGAUUUCUGGUCAGGAGUUUCCAUUUAUUUUACUUGUAAUUCCUCAUUCAUCCUGUGAUUCAUACUCUGCUCUGUAAAUAUCACAGAGAGAAGCUAAACGCAGCCUCUGCAAUAUCAGGGGCUAAGCCCCACUUAAACCUCCAAAUGCUCAGCAGCGCCACCUCAGUCCAAACGUACUCAGUGCCUGGAUCAUUUACUGGCUGUACAUGGCAGCAUCCUACUGUGCCUUUACCAAAAACAACACAAUUAUUAUUGUUUUUAUGUAGCUGUAAAAAUAGAUAAUAUGUAAUGUUUUAUAGUGGUAGUUAUAUAUUAACAAAAAACACAAACUGUAAGCUCUGUUAGGCCAAAUUAACGUGUUUUUAUUGUGGGCAUUUUGUUUUCAGAUGAUUUCCUAAGAGUAAUGACAGUUUAGUAAAUUAGGAGAUUAAAGUAGAAUUUCCCAGUAAGUCUACACUUUCUCUGUCUGGGUUAUUUUCCUUCAAAUAGCAGGAUGCAAGCACAGCCCUCUCUCAGCCAUUUAGUACUGUGAAAUUACUGGAGCUAUUAAAAAAACACAGGACUGCACGGCAGCGACUAUUACAGCCCAUAUUACCGUGCGCUAGAUCUAAAAGCUUUAUUCCAUAUAGAGUUUUUUUCUAUCUUAAUGAGGCACGCUUAUUGUCGUGUGCCUUUUAGAGCCGUUUUAUUUGCUUUUAUAUUCAUAAUGGCUCAAACCCAGUGUCCCUUUUAUUCAUUUUUGAAGCACUUUGAUUACCUUUUCUCACACUGCUAGCAGCGUGACCUACAGCCGGUACAAGCCUCCUCCUCUCUUGGACAGGUAGCCUCCAAAACUAAACUAUUUAAAGGCUUUAACAGUCCUCUCUGAUUCCCCUUCUCCAUCCCAAAAAACUGAAAUGUAAACCUCAUAACAAGAGUAUCGACCCCUUCACUGGCAGGCCUGGACAAGAGACCUCUACUUUGGUGGAAGACAAAAUAUUUCUCAGGGCUUUUAUUAAUCUGUUCAUGGAUGUUGACAUUUUAGUAACCAAAGAAAAAGUUACUUGCGCUGUCUCCUAAAUCCCUAUGUAUAUUUAAACAAAUGGAGGGUCCUUAGUUACUCCAAUGGCUAAUGGGGGGAAUGCCCACCUGUCACAUCAAGGCAGACCCCCUCAGGUGGGUCCUACACUGACCUUUCACCCUGCCUCCUUGAGUUUCUGGCCAUUGGAGUAACUAAAUAACCUCCGUUUGUUUAAAUAUACAUAGGGAUUUAGGAGAGAGCCUGAUGUUUACUGAUGUUUACUGUGGUCGUUGCUGUCGCCCUGGAGUGAUGGGAGUGAGUGCAGAACUUGUUUUUUUUGUAGUUGACAUUUUAGAGCUAGUUUUGCAGUAACUCUGGAUCUGUGGCAGUGGGGAGAAUUCGUCCAUUUCUUGACAUUUUAAGAUAGUAAUGUUGUAGUAGACAUGAUAGAGUAGAGCAGGGCUCAGUAUAAAUAAAUAUUUGAGAGUCUUAAAGUCAGACUGACAGCCACUAGAAGGGCUACUUCUGAUUUGCUGAGGUCCUCGUGUUCGGCAUCAUUACACACAGCUCCAUGAAACAGAAGGCUGUCUGAGUUUGCUCAUAGAUUCAAUGCCUCUCUAUGCGAAGCAUUGGAUUGGUGGAGCGCAGCAAUCACUACGAAUGCACCCCAUGUCCCCAGUGCCUAUCUGUGACCAUUGCAUUGGAAUAAAGUCAAUAACUGAUGAUUUAAUUUGGAGAACUGGCAGCUGCAGUGAGGACACUGUCCUGGAGGUGGAAUAAAGUUAAGAUUAACUGCAAGGGGUGGUGUAGGGGGCAGAGAACUUAUAAUCGUUAUUAAGAAUGGAACAUGUGAAGGUACACCCCAUCACCUUCAGCUCCUUUCGUAUAACGGAUUCGUAUUUAACUUUGCUUUGUUUAUUUUGUUCGGUUUCUGAACCAAGACCACCCCAGAGACCCAUUAGAACGUGGAACGUUGAGUAUCUUCUACAAAAACCACAAAGGAACUAAUUAAUAGAAUGCUCCUGAACACUGGCAGCAGGAAUUGGUCGUCGAGUGCCGGGAACUCAUUUCGGCCAGGCACUCCCGCGAAGUAGCUUUCUAUACGAAUCAGCUUUCAUCUACCAUGUGUGGUUUUCGUACAAAACAGCACGAACGGAGACUGGCUCUUGCCACAACUUCCCUGGAACUAUUUUGGGCUUCAUCCUCGUGGCAGACCGGUCAGAACUUCCCUGCGAUGCAUAUAUUGUUGCCCAGAUCCAGGCUAUCCGGGGAUGUGACUUUGUGGGGUUUCCAUGUAUUUUUGGGGUGGUUAAGAAAUGUUUGAAUUUUCUGUCCCUAAGAGAUAAUAUAAUUAGCAAUGUGUAUUCCAAUAAUUAUCUCUUAGACACAGAGGAUCAUGGGAGGGAUUUCCCUGUUUUUCUGUGUUAGAAACCCAGUGUUGGGGCUUUUGCAUAAAAAGCCGUGUGUGGCUCCAAAUAAACCAGUCUUCUCCCAGCAUUAAGCCUUGGCUCAUGUGUGGGGAGUUAUGGGACAUUGGUAAUAUUUUACCUUUGGGAUUGUGUUUGUUUAUUGGAAAAGGUCAUCCGUGGCGGUGAUACUCUGGCAGACCACCACAGAACACUCUAGCAUUUAAUUUAAAUAUAUUUCCUUUAGUGCUCACCAUCCAAGCAACUGUAUGGAUAUGGCACAACCAGUACAAUGCAAUGUAUGUGUCUGUUUUUUGUUUUUUUUUAAUACUUACUUUGAUGCUUUUUUGAUAGUUGUGGCGCCCCCUUUAGGUAGUUUGAGAGAAUUUGCAGAAUGUGAGUGAGUGGGAUACAUUGUGAUUUUUAGUUUGGCAUUAACGUGGAAUUAUCACAAGUUUCCUAUACAGCUGCUGGAACAAUUUGUGUGGGAAUACAGAAUGGUUUAAAGGACCACUAUAGUGCCAGGAAAACAUACUCGUUUUCCUGGCACUAUAGUGCCCUGAGGGUGCCCCCACCCUCAGGGACCCCCUCCUGCCCGGCUCUGGAAAGGGGAAAGGGGUUUAAACUUACCUUUUUCCAGUGCUGGGAGCUCUCCAUUCCGCCCCGUCGGCUGAAUGCGCACACGCUGCAAGAGCUGCGUGCGCAUUCAGCCGGUCGCAUAGGAAAGCAUUUACAAUGCUUUCCUAUGGACGCUGGCGUGCUCUCACUGUGAAAAUCACAGUGAGAAGCACGCAAGCGCCUCUAGUGGCUGUCAAUGAGAGGCAUGGGGGAAGGCUUAACCCAUUUAUAAACAUAUCAGUUUCUUUGAAACUGCUAUGUUUAUUAAAAAAUGGGUUAACCCUAGCUGGACCUGGCACCCAGACCACUUCAUUAAGCUGAAGUGGUCUGGGUGCCUAGAGUGGUCCUUUAAUGGUUUCUCUAUAACUUGUGUUACUACAGGCUGCAGCUUCGAUCAAGGGAACACCGCAUUCUUUAUGUUAAUUAACAUUAAUUCAUAACUACCAGUAAAUGAUUGCUGUGUGUCUGUCCGUGUCAUCUAAUGUCUGUGUGUAUUAUGUCUCCUCUCACAGAGUAUUCCUGAUGUCGUGGUUGAUGAGAAAGGCUCCACGUUAAAUCUCUGGUGAGAAAUCAUACAAUCAAAGUGUUGUAACUGCUGCAGCUUAUUGCAAUGUUUACAGCUUCUUUUACGGUUUGUGUUGAGGUUAGUCACUGGUAGCUUCCUCCCACCCCCCACCACGAACUAUUUACCAUCUAUUUGGCAACAUUUGUGGCUCUGCUAAUACCUUAAUCCUAGCGAACCAUGGACAGUAACGACAGUCUGCGAGUGCAAAAUGAGGAAUUUUAAACUCUGUGACAGGCUGUACAGCUGGGAAAAGUUAGAGAACUCAAAUUCUCCUUUUAACAAUUUAAACCUGUUAUGAGUUUGUCAGAUAUUAUUUUUAAGGUAGCACCAACCUGCCUUGCAGUAUGUGUGCAGUGUGCCUUACCAAUUUAUUGUCACAUCACAUAAGAAUUCUAAUUUCACUCCUUUAAUGAUUUAAAAUUUUAAUAUCUUCCUGGAAGCAGUCCUCCGCUGCAUUUACUGAUGUGUUGGUUCUUUUUUUGUGUGUUUGUUUCAGCGAACGGAUUCCGGCGAUUUCAUCUCCAUUGUCAAGACUUGCCACAAAUAGGCGUGGGGUGCUCACGUCCUUGGUGUUGGAAGCUAAAGAACUUGCGAGAACCGUCCGUUCUAUCGUUGAAGUUGACUGUAAGUUUACACUCUGCAUUAACUACUUGCAUGUUGGUAAUGUCACCGUUGCCAGUUACUGACCCAUAACUCCAAUCAUCUACAGCCACAGUGUGGGGUAGUGAGAAGACUGCUUAGAAGGCUGAUUCAGGACCUUGCAGGCUAUUUAGGGAUAGUGUACUAGUGACAUGUAAUUGCAUUUAUUUAGCAAGGCUUGCGAUGGCAGUCACUGUUAAACAGUUCUCCCACAAUACCUUAAACUGGGCAUUGUGGAACCUUAAACCUUGCCCACACAUAUGGUACUCAUUGCUAAGAUGUGAUAAUGGGCCAGCAUUGGCAGAUGUAUGCGCCUUUAAGUUUUUUUUGUGGUUUUUUUGGGGGGAAGCUUGUAUUUUGGUUGAUAAGAAUUGUUUGGACCUAUGCAUUAAAUAAAAAAUAUAUUCUGUGUCCAUAAUAGAAAUGAAUUAGCUUUCUGUGCUUCUGUACCUUCCAAGACCAUUGUAGCAGCAAGUUACCCUUGUACAAAUAAUAAAUAAAAAGUAGUCUAUAUUAGAUUUUUUUUUUCUCUCCAAUCAAAAAACAAAAAGCAAGAACCCAAGGCUUGCUCUGCUUCAGAAUAAUCCACUUUAACCUGCAGCCAUCAGGGUUGAGCAGCAGUUCGCCAAAGAGCAAACAGAUAAUUGUACAAUCCUCUGGCACAGCAAGAGUCGGGAGAAAGGAACGCAAACUUCUCAAGCCAAGAACUGUCCCAUUUCUUUGACAUAAUGAGAUUAGCCUCUGCACAGGGGGUGUCAGAUCAUCGAGAGUGACAGGCAUUGGAAAUCAAGGGAGAAGUCAGUAUUGUACUAUGGAUGUUAUCAUGUAACGUGCAUUGUGGUUUGAAGGCUGUCAGUGGCAGAAUAAGGACAGCUCAACAGGCGCGAUCCAGCUCUUUGUAGUGUUUGUGACUAACGAGGUAAUGGUUUCUGGGCAGUGGGGAGAAUCCUGGAUUUUAACAACUUGGAGAGGAUGGCACCCAUAUACUCCUGGCAACAUAUACACAUCACUGAGCUGCAAUAAUCCACUGAGCUGUAGUGGCUGUGGUAUAUAGUGUUCCUUCAACAUCAGCCCAACAAUUACCCAUGAUUAGUUCAUGGAAUGUUUUUUAACUAACUGAACAGGUAAUUGUGAAUUGCUAAAGUUCUGGAGCCACCGUUCAUUGUAGCUUUUUUUUAUUUUUUAAAAACUAAAAUUGUAUCUUCCUUGUCAAUUCUCCUCAAAUCCUGUUUUAGUGAACAGACCCCCAUUUGUUAUUUUUUUUAUUAUUAUUUGUAGGUUUUCAUUUAUUCCUUUAAACGUUAAGUUUGCACUGAAUUUACACCCCUUUCCACAGUGGCUCCUUCACGUCAUACUUGUACAUCUCAAUCCGGGUCCUGCUGAUUUGGGGCCUGUUCUCCGAUGAAGCCACUGACGCACUCCUUCAUCUCCGCGCUCGGUAACCGUCCAAUAAAUCCCGUCUAGACUCCACCAGAUAUUUUCAGAGAAAAAUGCAGAGAAAGUUAACUCAGUGAAAUCUAAUCUUUUUGGAGCAGGCUUGUUUUGAAUAAGAAGUAGGUCAGCAAAGGACGCAGGUUCAGUAACGCUCCCUAGGGAGGUGGGAUCACAUUAUCUGUUGAAUUACCGCUCAGAGUGUUGCUUGCAAGGCAGAUUACAGCUUACAAAUGCAGACAUAUAGCACCAACUGAAAAUCCUUUGCAACAGCAUUUUUUUCUUGCAGAAGCGACCUAAUUCAGGGAGGUUACUCACUGGCAAACACUUUUUUAAAGAACUUUCAGACAUCUUAUUUUUCGGCAAUGUGAAUUUAAAGGGUAACAAUUUAAUGGUUUAUGGAGAUAUAUUUAUUGUAUUUUAAAAAAAACACACACAUUAAAUCUCCCAAAUGUGAGAAAGUUACCUCUGGAUGCUUUAAGAAAUGCGCAUGUUAACUAUUCCUGCACCUCGCCAUGCAACCCGUCCAGGCAGAGCACCCCGGGAGUGCAGACGUGUGCUAUACUAAACCUCCCAGCACACUCAGACAGGCUUUAUGUGGACCGAGUAGAAGUACUGACCAGAUCUUAAUUGCAGAUCUCUCUAAACUAAUGGGAAUAGUUCCCAAUUCUAUAUUCAAUGACCAUAGUAUUGACCACAAAAUAUAUGACAGAUAAGCUGUAACUGGGGGUUCACAACUGAUGUAUGUUUUAUAUUGUUCUCAAUUUUUUUGUUCUUUUUCUGGCUUUUUCCUUACUGAAUGCCAUGUUUCCCCGUUCUGUAUCACUUAACCCACGAUUAUAGUGGGCUCAGGGCAAGCACAGCAUUUAUGUAAAGCUGUGGAAACCUACACCACAGCUAAUCUCACCAGCUCAGUAACCUGCAUCUGUAAUCCCUGGAUGUCUACCUAGAUAAGGGCUGUUACAUGCCUUUCACCUGCCAGGUACUAAACCUGGAGGACAUCAUGUUUUCACAGAUGGUGGUUCUUCUCCACCCAUGGGAACAUGUCCUACAUAGAGGUGUUUAGGUUUCCCAUCUGCCUCCUUAACCCAUGAUUGGCAUAUCCUGUGACCGACUGAACAUUGCAAAGUUGUAUUUAUAUGUGGGCGUACCGUUGUACAGAUCCAUGCUAAGAACAGUGGGGAUUCAGUGACAUGGAGGUCCCCCCUUGCUUCCUAUUGGGAAGAAAAUAGUCAGUCCCAAGACUUAAUAUAAGAUGGUGACAGUAAGUAAGGGGGGUAAGAUUCAGAACUGUCCUAAACUGACAUCAAGUACAAAUCCGUAGAGUUCCCAGCUUUGUCCAGAUCUGUCCUUGUGACCUUAAAUAGUGCUGGUGACAGUGACCUUUAUUCCUUAUCGCACUGAACUUUUCCAUAGGUUUGCCGGGUUCAAAAUGCCCGGAGGCUUAAUGAAACCUGUUUUAUCUCAAUGAACCCUGCGGUAGUGUACUGGGAUGAGAGUACAGAAGAUAUUGCGACAGGCAGUAGUUUUUAAUCUGUUAUAUACUGGGCAGUUUGCCAUGGUCUACCUGUCCAUUUUAGUUGUGCCAUUAAUGGUUUUCGUUAAUAUUUUUGUGAUGUGCAGGAUCUGCGUCAGUGCCUGGCGUCUCACAGACAACCGUUUCUUCAUUCUCACAAAAGCACUUUGACAAAAGAUAACUAAUAAUAGUCUCUCUUCUCUACUCUUAACGCAAUCACAGUUGCCGUGGCCGCAUUUCAAAUGCGUUCAAUAACACUGAUUACUUCUACCAUACUACGUAUCACGCUCCUUGCAUUGAGUUUAUUGUCAGACUGCUUUUUUUGUUUGUUUUUGUAUUCAUUUAUUUAUUUUACCCUGGGAUCUGAAUUUGUGCCUAUUCGGAGUAAUAUUAGAUUUUAAUGGUAAACACAGUCUGCUCAGCAUUUAAACUGACACAUUAUGGGGCCUGACAUUUAAAGUGUAUAACACCCUUGUGAACAUACCACUGAAAUGGCACUCUGCAUUUUGUAGGCAUACUUUUUUUACACAAUUCCUCGUGUUAAUAAAAACCCUGCAAGUAUUUCCGAUCCCGUGAUCCUGCUGUGGGAGAGCAGUGUUGCGAAUCGCCUUUUACCUGCCUGCUUGCUGCCUUCCUGUGAGUCUCUUCACUUGCCCCCUGUCUGAUGUGUUGUUCUCACAGAUCUGCUAGCAGCUAAUAUUCUGUGCUCACUUAAUAUCAGCCUUUCCAUAAAUCCAUGUAGAACUGUAAAACCAACAGAUAAUAUUUUUAAACAAAGUUAUAGUACAUUUAGCUCCAUUAUAAAUAGGUUUGAUAUAUUGGAAGUGCCCUGAACUCUCCGAUGAUACAGGAUGCCUGCGGUACCCACAUCAAGUCCUGGGUACAAAAAAACCUGACCUGCUGAACCCAACACACAGUAAAAUGAGUUUAUAAGAUGCUACGUGAUCGUGCAAAAGAAAAUUGUGCUGACAGAAGAGUCACUUUAAUGUGACUGUUUUACACAUUCACAGACACCUUUGUCAAUUUGUGAGAAUUCUGGGAUUUUACAGUAUUACACAAACACUCAGGUUGAUAAUAAAAAUCACUAACACACAAUCUGUCAAAGGAAAGAUCCAAAUAAUUCACCUUAAUGGGGACUCAUUUGCAUCCAUUUUUUUCUGUACUUUUUCUUGCCCUUAAUGUUAAAAAUGAAUAAUUUUAUGCUCUACAAUCGCACUGUGACAGAGCCCCUUUAAUAGUAUUAAAUGAGAACAUCACUGUCCCUUAAGCAAAAGCUUUCUUUGUUUGCUAUUUCAUUGUUGAAAUGUUUUUUUUGCAUCGAGACACUCGCCCCUGAUAGGCUGGCACCGACAGUGUUUACUUACAUAUAAGUGUAGAGUGUACAUUUGUGAGUUGUAUUCCCCGGGGGUGUGUUUGAGAUCGGAGGUGUUGUUACAGAAGGUGCACCACGUCCUGUUAGAAUUAGGAAUAUAUUCAGUAAAUUCUAAAUUACUGUUUUAUUGAUAUGUUUAUUAAUCAGUGAAUUGAAAAACAAAUCCCAAUAUUUCAGGAAAAAGAGCACAGCUGUGGCUGAGCUGGAGAAUAUAUCCAUAUGUUUGAGCCUAAAUUUUUAUUUUUUUUCUCAUUUAAGAUUUUUAUUGUUUUUCAAACAGAAGUAAAGCAUACAGUGGCAUGAAUGUACAUUUUAACAGUACAUAUACAUCGUGCAGUCGUAAAAUAGAUACAGUGGUACAAUAUGAGACAUAGGUACAGCGUGUUACAGUGCGUAGAAUAUUUACCAAUGGUAUUAAUAUAACAGUGAUAAUAGCUAAGAGUCAUUAUUCUGGUACAAGUACAGUGGAGGUAUAUAGACAAUCAUUGAUCAGUGGAGGUGCGAGAUUACUAGUUGUGGUACUUGAGUAGUGGUAUAGGCUCACACCUGACAAUAGAACAGCAAAACAGUACUUUACAUUACAACAGUGAUACUGAAUAAUGGUAAAAUGGAACUUUGUUACUAGUGUCUGAUAUCCUGGUGUCAGAGCCAUAGACCAGGUGGGUGGUUUGUGACAAGAAGUUUAGCGUAGAAAGCGUAUGGAGCCGUUGUGAGGGUGUCGGCUGGUGGUGUCUAUUGGCAUCAUGGGGGCGUCUUUUUCUAUCCUUUUUGGUUCCCAGUGUGAGUUUGAGUUUGCGUGAGUUGAGUGAGACUUUUAAGAUUCCCUUCAAGGACUAUGUCUCGUAGUUGUAGGGUGAUACUAUUAUGGUACUGUUCAAAUUGCUUCCCUGAUGAUCCCUUUUGGAAGAAGGGAUUUUGUGUGAGUGGGUAUAGUGGGGAUGGGAAUGGUUGAGCCUAAAUUUUGCCAUUGGGAUUUUGAUUUGCUUCAGUUUGAGGUUUAAUAAAUAAACCUUUUAGUGACAAUGAGACAGGUUAACAGCUCAUACUCCUGUCUUGUCUUACUACAAGAUAUUUAAGGAAAGCUAAUGCUCAUAUUUUCCUUGGGCACCACAGAUGUGUAACAUAUCAGAGCAUUUUCAUCACAUUUGGCUCUGAGUGAUUGGAUCAUAUGCCACUACAUCACACUGGGCUCUUCGUGAUUGGAUGAUAUGCCUUUACAUCACACUCGGCUCUUCGUGAUUGGAUGCUUUGCCUUUAUAUCACACUGGGCUCUUCGUGAUUGGUUAUUUAUUUAUUUAUAGAAUAUUUUACCAGGAAGGAUUUCUCUCAUUUUCAAGUAUGUCUUGGGUCCACAAAACAUUGCAUUGAUACAAUAGGGUACAAUCAAAUACAAAAACAAUAUUAAUACACAAUAUAUACAACAUUUUACAUAGAACAGGUAGGAAAUAUAUAAUCAACCAUAACAGGUUCAUUCUGUUUUGAGGGAUCUCUUGAAGGACUUUAGGCCUGGGGAAGAUUUGAAAGUGUGCAAUUACAUCAUGCUGGGCUCUGUGUGAUUGGUUGAUAGGCCAUUACAUCAUGUUGGGCUCUGUGUGAUUGGUUGAUAGGCCAUUACAUCAUGCUGGGCUCUGUGUGAUUGGUUGAUAGGCCAUUACAUCAUGCUGGGCUCUGUGUGAUUGGUUGAUAGGCCAUUACAUCAUGCUGGGCUCUGUGUGAUUGGUUGAUAGGCCAUUACAUCAUGUUGGGCUCUGUGUGAUUGGUUGAUAGGCCAUUACAUCAUGCUGGGCUCUGUGUGAUUGGUUGAUAGGCCAUUACAUCAUGCUGGGUUCUGUGUGAUUCGUUGAUAGGCCAUUACAUCAUGCUGGGUUCUGUAUGAUUCAAUAAUAUGCCAUUACAUCACGCUGGGCUCUGUGUGAUUGGUUGAUAGGCCAUUACAUCAUGUUGGGCUCUGUGUGAUUGGUUGAUAGGGCAUAACAUCAUGCUGGGCUCUGUGUGAUUGGUUGAUAGGCAAUUACAUCACGCUGGGUUCUGUAUGAUUCGAUAAUAUGCCACUACAUCACACUGGGCUCUUCGUGAUUGGAUGAUGUGCCUUUACAUCACACUGGGCUCUUCGUGAUUGGAUGAUGUGCCUUUACAUCACACUGGGAUCUUUGAUUGGUUAUUUAUUUAUUUAUAGAAUAUUUUACCAGGAAGGAUUUCUCUCGUUUUCAAGUAUGUCCUGGGUCCACAAAACAUUGCAUUGAUACAAUAGUGUACAAUAAAAUACAAAAACAAUAUUAAUACAGAAUAUAUACAAAAUUUUACAUAGAACAGGUAGGGAAUAUAUAAUCAACCAUAACAGGUGCAUUCUGUUUUGAGGUAUGGAGAGAGGGAUCUCUGGAAGGACUUUAGGCCUGAGGAAGAUUUGAAAGUGUGCCAUUACAUCAUGCUGGGCUCUGUGUGAUUGGUUGAUAGGCCAUUACAUCAUGCUGGGUUCUGUAUGAUUCGAUAAUAUGCCAUUACAUCACGCUGGGCUGUGUGUGAUUGGAUAAUAUGCCAUUACAUUACACUUGGUUCUGUGUGACUGGUUGAUAUGCCAUUACAUCACGCUGGACUCCUCAUGAUUGGUUGAUAUGCUAUUACACAUUACAUCACUCUGAGCUCUUCAUGAUUAGUUGGUAUGCCAUUACAUCACUCUGGGCUCUUCGCGAUUGGUUGGUACGCCGUUAUAUCACGCUGGGCUCUCUGUGCUUGGUUGACAUGCCAUUACAUGUUACUUGGUUUUGUGUGGUUGAUAUGCCAUUAUAUCAUAUUUGGCUCUGUGUGAUUGGUUAAUAUGCCAUUGCAGCACACUUGGUUUUGUGUGACUGGUUGAUAUGCUAUUACAUCACACUGGACUUGUUGUGAUUGUUUGAUAUGCCAUUACAUCACACUGGGCUCUCUAUAAUUGGAUAAUAUGCCAUUACAUCACACUUGGUUUUGUUUGACUGGUUGAUAUGCUAUUACAUCACACUGGAAUUGGUGUGAUUGGUUGAUAUGCCAUUACAUCACACUGGGCUCUGUCUGAUUGGAUAAUAUGCCAUUACAUCACACUUGGUUUUCUGUGAUUGGCUUAUUGCUAUUACUUCAUGCUUGUGUUAUAGGAGUUUAUCCAGUGUUGACUGACUUUGUCAAUACAGCCUAGAGACAAUGAGCAUCAUGCGAAACCAAGUCCGCAAAUCUCUAUAAUGCAGAGCUUACCUAACCGCAUUUUCACGUGUUUGUCCUUCAUGUGUUUAGCCUUAACCCCAUUCACGUAUGUUGGAUCCCAUAAAUGCACCAUGUUGUGUGCUAGAAGAUAAAUAUACAUGAUGUGUUUUUUAACCCUCUGUAUAGUAAUGAGUCAUUUAUGAAAGCUGAUUCCUAAGCUUAGAAGCAUAAUGACGUUCAAAUCGUCCACCUUCAUUUCGAUUGUUACCAUGACAAUGCAAAGCAAUGUUUCUGUAGAGCACAAUCUCUGCUUCUUUUUAAGGAUAUUUCACUGUCUGCAUUCACACAAAGACUUGAUGAGGGGGGGCAAGAUUAAGCAACAGAAAACAAAAAUAUAAAACUUACUGUUGCCGCAAUAGGAAUAUUUUUUCAUAUAUGACAUUCAGGAUUUAGAAAAUUCUAUAUUAAGAGUCAAUUUGAAGCUUUCCCACUGCUCUGCAUACCCUCUGUAUGUCUAUAUAGGGGCAGUUAUACAGAAAGCACUUUCAACAUCACUUGUCUUUGCCUUCCCACCCCAGCAGUGAUCUACCUGUACUGCCCCUUUCUUAUAAAAACACUUUUGACAUAAGUGGGUAAUCCCUAAAUCCUAGACUGUUGGGGGAUACUUGAGGACUGGGUUGGGAAUCACUGCUGUAGAAGCAUAGUUGGUACUGUGUCUUGAGAAAUUGAGAAAUCAUCAAGUUAUAAAAGUAAAUAUAUAUAUAUAUAUAUAUAUAUAAAAAAUAAUGGGUAAAACACAUCCCUACCUUUAGUAUAUGAGAGGAUCCUUUAGCCAUAUACAUACACAUUGGGUCGGACAGUGUUUAAGAAACCAACAGUCUCUAUGGUCUGCCCUGUUUCUGCGUAUGGAGUGAAGCAGGGCAGACCAUAGAGACUAACUGUCAACACUAUCCGACCCAUGGUGCAUUUAUAUGGCUAAAUGAUCCUGUCAUAUACUGAAGGUUGCGAUGAGUUUUUCUAAUUCUUUUUUAUUUAAAAAUAAAAAUCUGUUUCCUUUUACAACUUGAUGAAAGGAUUGUUAUAUUAAAAAAUAGUUUUGAUGUGACAGUUCUACUUUAAUAGACUGAUCUGCUUUUUAUUUAAUUUUGAAUAACUUCUAACCAUCCUAGAUUUUCUAAUGGCAUACACAGUGUACAAUUUCCUUCUCCCUCCCCACGCUGGGAUUUAAAUAGUUUCUCUCUUUGAAUCUUGCGUACUGAUUGGCUGCGGACAUCAUCACACUCCUUACUUUAUUUUGUAUUCUUUUUUUUUUUCUUCAAAAACUUUAUUCACUGAAAAUUAGAUGAAAUCCUGUACAUCUAGGCCACACCAAAAAAAAUAAAUUUAAAAGCCUUUUAUUUCAAUUAGUAAUUACAGCUGCAAUGUUGCUCAAACCUGGUUAGAUGAACAUAUUAUUUGUCUUUUGGGAAUGUCCUUUUAAGACAAUUUCCGAUCACCGGUUUGCUUUAAACUGGCAUCUGGCAUUCAGCAGGAGGUCAGCAAGUUUGUGUAUUAUUAGUGAAAAGAAAUAAAAAUACACAAAAAGAAAUAAAAUGCAUCACUACUCUCCCGCGGCCUCACAAUAGCUUGCCGUCUUGUGAGGCAGCCGAAUUGUGUUACCCUGAGCAGCCUUAAAUCUAACCUAGAUUAGGCCCUCAUUAUUCCGAACAGGAGAUGCUAACCCUAAGCACCUCACUCCAUUUGCCGAUAAACAGCGAUGAAAGGAUUGUACAUCCUACCUUUAUAAUAACCUGUUUAUUUUUACGUUUUAUGUAACAGAAAGCUGUAUUGAUUAAUCUGUGGGGGGGCACUCUGGCGAAAACUUGUGAAUGAAGGCAAUUCAUUUUUAACGUACUAUUCUGACUGUUCGUCUGCUCUACUUUUAGUGGACUUCAAUUUAUUUAAUUCUUUUAUUCCGCAUCUUUGAGGUCAGCUGCUGCUUGAAAACCACCAGCUCUACGCAGGAGGACUCAAGUUAUAUUUGUGAUUUUUGAAAGAGAAAUAUAUUUAAAAAAAAUAAAAUAGAGAGAAUUGUGUAGAACGACUGCUAUUAUUGAGUGACGUUAAAAAGAAGAAAAUAUGACUGUAAUUUCUUUGAAAUCAGAGGACCCAUAUUUACAAAGUCUCUUCCAGGUCUAAUUGUGAGUUUGCGGUAAAGAUCAAUAAACCCAUCCUUAAGGCACAUACAAAGCAGGAGUUUUUAUGAUUUCCCCGUGAGUCCAGGGCUUUAUCUAAAUGAAAUAAUUAAUGCCACCUGCUCAUUCAUAGGUUUCAGAACCCCGCACAGUUGGAUUACUGUAAAAAGUUAAAGCAAGGCUGCUAUGUUCCCUAAAUUCCAUUCAUGGUGGCAGGUCAUAGAGUAGACCAUCAUGUAAUCUAGGCUACUGUGUUUGCCAACUUCCAUUCCCAGCAGCAAGUUACUAACCAUGCCACCGAUUGUCUUGGCAUUUAUUUUAUAUACGCAUAUAUUAUGGAGUUUUUCUGUAACAGGUUUUAGAGGCAAACAGUCAUUCUCAAUUCUUGUAACAAGUGUAAAAACUUUUCAAUGUUAAUUAGUACGGAAUCUUUACACUGCAUCACUAAGGUCUAAUUACUGUUCCCACUGGGUCCUGAGAUAAGCAAGUGAUUGCACAUUCUUACGUAUCUGCACACUGAUUCCCACAUGGUUGCAAAAGUUGACCAGCAGGAGCCAAUUAGCUUUAGCCCCAUGAAGUGCUGAAAGUUCAGGUCACGAAUCCUUUUAUUUGCCUCACUAAUGGGCCCGCGAGUUACAUGCUUUUCUUUCACAUUGUUCUGCAGCAGACAUUCCUGGGGAAUGUAGUCCCUAGUCUGUAAGACUAAAUAUGGUUCUAGUUUGGACAGCCAGCAGCAACUGAGGUCGAAGUUGAGGCUUGUAGGGACGGUUCUUGUCUUGGUAGCUACCAAGGAUGGAUCUGAGCUAUGUCAGAAAUUCCCACGUAUAACCAUACACAAUAGCACUAGCAGGCCUUGCACUGAUUUCAUGACAGUACUCUACACCUCUGCAAAUUCCUUAUUGGCGUCUGAUGCAAACACGUGUGACGUCACAUGUUUAGUGCUUCUCCCAUUUUGUUUUGAAAAAUCCCGACUGUCAACUACUUCCUUGUUUAUGAGAAGUAUGAAGAAAUAAAUAGUGCAAAGAGCAGACCCCUUGUUCUCACUAUCUAUCCAUCCUUCCACUGACCCAUAUUCGAUGUUCACCCAUGUCUGAUCAUGGACACCCCAACUGACAUUCCUCCUGAAUAUAACUACUAAGUAGCAGGAUAGAGGAUUUUUCCUUUUCUUACAAAUUGUGGCCAGUAUAUUGCAGAAGUCUUGUAAGCUCACUGUUUAGCAAAUAAACCCAGUGCUUAAUUCAUUUUGCACCAACCACUGUUAGUGAAGGCUCUGUGCUAAUUAUUACUGGCAGAGGAAGUGUAACAAGGUUGCCAAUUAGAGAAUAAUCAAUGGGGUUAUCUGGGUGAUACCAUGCUGGGCUGCAGUUCUAACUCCAUGAAGGAAUAUGUACUAAAUCAACCACUUCAUACAAGACCUGAAAACUGCUUUUUUUGUUCAAUAUAUCCCAGACAUCGUAGGGUAACCUUCCCUUCCAUACUAAUUAACUCUCGAUAUUCACGGUAACUGCAAAAAAAUAUGUAUUACUUGUAAAAUCGCAGUGACAAACGCUCCCUCCCUUUUCAUAUUGAUGCUCCUGUUGCCUUUAAUUUUGUGUUACCAGGAAUUUUCUCAUACACGCUGUGAAAGGACUUGUUAGAUUGUGGACGAGCUAGUCUUCCUUUAAUGGGCUCAGAGAGACUCAGCCGGGACAGUCCUAAACAGGGCAGCCUAUACAGAAGCAUGACGGUUACCACAUCACCAUCUGUUGGUUGACUGUUGUGUGUUCCAUGCUACGCAUUCUAUGUUUGAUAUUCCAUGCUGUGUGUUCGAUGUGGGGUAUUCUUUUCUGGGUGUUCUAGUCUAUGAGUUCCAUGCUGGGUUUUGAUAUUGAGCAUUCCAUGUUGUUACAUAGUUACAUAGUUACAUAGCUGAAAAGAGACUUGCGUCCAUCAAGUUCAGCCUUCCUCACAUUUGUUUUUUGCUGUUGAUCCAAAAGAGGCAAAAAAAACAGUUUGAAGCACAAUUUUGCAACAAGCUAGGAAAAAAAAUUCCUUCUUGACCCCAGAAUGGCAGUCAGAUUUAUCUUUGGAUCAAGCAGUUAUUACCCUACAUUGAAAGAUUAUAUGACAACUCUUUGUACUCUGUUUUUAAGCCAGUGUUCUACCCAAGAACAAGCAUUUUCAUCUAGACCGAUUUCCUUGAGUUUGAACACUAAUCUAUUGUGUGGAACUGUAUCAAAUGCCUUGGCAAAAUCCAAAUAGAUCACAUCCACGGCAACACCCUGAUCUAUACUUCUACUUACUUCUUCGUAGAACGCAAUCAAGUUAGUUUGACAUGACAUAUCUGUGUAUUCUGUUCUGGGUGUUCUGAUCCAUGCGUUCCAUGUUGGGUAUUCCAUGCUGGGUAGUCUGUGUUUGGUAUUCAAUGCUGGUUAUUCUAUUCUGGGUGUUCUAGUCUAUGGGUUCCAUGCUGGGUGUUCUAGUCUAUGGGUUCCAUGCUAGGAGGUGUUCGAUGCUGAUUAUUCUGUUCUGGGUGUUGUAGUAUAUGGGUUCCAUGCUAGGUGUUCGGUGCUGGUUAUUCUGUUCUGGGUGUUCUAGUCUAUGGCUUCCAUGCUGGGUGUUUGAUGCUGGUUAUUCUGUUCUGGGUGUUCUAGUCUAUGGGUUCCAUGCUGGGUGUUUGAUGCUGGUUAUUCUGUUCUGGGUGUUGUAGUCUAUGGGUUCCAUGUUGGGUGUUCAAUGUUGGGUAUUCCAUGCUGGGUAGUCUGUGUUUGGUAUUCCAUGCUGGUUAUUCUAUUCUGGGUGUUCUAGUCUAUGGGUUCCCUGCUGGGUGUUUGAUGCUGGUUAUUCUGUUCUGGGUGUUGUAGUCUAUGGGUUCCAUGCUGGGUGUUAGUCUAUGGGUGUUCGAUGCUGAUUAUUCUGUUCUGGGUGUUCUAUUCUAUGGGUUCCAUGCUAGGUGUUUGAUGCUGGUUAUUCUGUUCUGGGUGUUCUAGUCUAUGGGUUCCAUGAUAGGAGGUGUUUGAUGCUGAUUAUUCUGUUCUGGGUGUUCUAGUCUAUGGGUUCCAUGCUAGGUGUUCGAUGCUGGUUAUUCUGUUCUGGGUGUUCUAGUCUAUGGGUUCCAUGCUAGGUGUUCGAUGCUGAUUAUUCUAUUCUGGGUGUUCUAGUCUAUGGGUUCCCUGCUGGGUGUUUGAUGCUGGUUAUUCUGUUCUGGGUGUUGUAGUCUAUGGGUUCCAUGCUGGGUGUUAGUCUAUGGGUUCCAUGCUAGGAGGUGUUUGAUGCUGGUUAUUCUGUUCUGGGUGUUCUAGUCUACAGGUUCCAUGCUGGGUGUUCGAAGCUGGUUAUUCUAUUCUGGGUGUUCUAGUCUAUGGGUUCCAUGCUAGAUGUUCGAUGCUGAUUAUUCUGUUCUGGGUGUUCUAGCCUAUGGGUUCCAUGCUAGGUGUUCGAUGCUGGUUAUUCUGUUCUGGGUGUUCUAGUCUAUGGGUUCCAUGCUAGGUGUUCGAUGCGGGUUAUUAUGUUCUGGCUGUUGUAGUAUAUGGGUUCCAUGCUAGGUGUUCGAUGCUGGUUAUUUUGUUCUGGGUGUUCUAGUCUAUGGGUUCCAUGCUAUGUGUUCGAUGCUGAUUAUUCUAUUCUGGGUGUUCUAGUCUAUGGGUUCCCUGCUGGGUGUUUGAUGCUGGUUAUUCUGUUCUGGGUGUUGUAGUCUAUGGGUUCCAUGCUGGGUGUUAGUCUAUGGGUUCCAUGCUAGGAGGUGUUUGAUGCUGGUUAUUCUGUUCUGGGUGUUCUAGUCUACAGGUUCCAUGCUGGGUGUUCGAAGCUGGUUAUUCUAUUCUGGGUGUUCUAGUCUAUGGGUUCCAUGCUAGAUGUUCGAUGCUGGUUAUUCUGUUCUGGGUGUUGUAGUAUAUGGGUUCCAUGCUAGGUGUUCGAUGCUGGUUAUUUUGUUCUGGGUGUUCUAGUCUAUGGGUUCCAUGCUAUGUGUUCGAUGCUGGUUAUUCUAUUCUGGGUGUUCUAGUCUAUGGGUUCCAUGCUAGGUGUUCGAUGCUGAUUAUUCUGUUCUGGGUGUUCUAGCCUAUGGGUUCCAUGCUAGGUGUUCGAUGCUGGUUAUUCUGUUCUGGGUGUUCUAGUCUAUGGGUUCCAUGCUAGGUGUUCGAUGCGGGUUAUUAUGUUCUGGCUGUUGUAGUAUAUGGGUUCCAUGCUAGGUGUUCGAUGCUGGUUAUUUUGUUCUGGGUGUUCUAGUCUAUGGGUUCCAUGCUAUGUGUUCGAUGCUGGUUAUUCUAUUCUGGGUGUUCUAGUCUAUGGGUUCCAUGCUAGAUGUUCGAUGCUGGUUAUUCUGUUCUGGGUGUUCUAGUCUACGGGUUCCAUGCUAGGUGUUUGAUGCGGGUUAUUAUGUUCUGGCUGUUGUAGUAUAUGGGUUCCAUGCUAGGUGUCCAAUGCUGGUUAUUUUGUUCUGGGUGUUCUAGUCUAUGGGUUCCAUGCUGGGUGUUUGAUGCUGGUUAUUCUAUUCUGGGUGUUCUAGUCUAUGGGUUCCAUGCUGGGUGUUCUAGUCUAUGGGUUCCAUGCUAGGAGGUGUUUGAUGCUGGUUAUUCUGUUCUGGGUGUUCUAGUCUGUGGGUUCCAUGAUAGGAGGUGUUCGAUGCUGAUUAUUCUGUUCUGGGUGUUGUAGUAUAUGGGUUCCAUGCUGGGUGUUUGAUGCUGGUUAUUCUGUUCUGGGUGUUCUAGUCACUAGUCUAUGGGUUCCAUGCUAAGUGUUUGAUGCUGAUUAUUCUGUUCUGGGUGUUCUAGUCUAUAGGUUCCAUGCUGGGUGUUCUAGUCUAUGGGUUCCAUGAUAGGAGGUGUUCGAUGCUGAUUAUUCUGUUCUGGGUGUUCUAUUCUAUGGGUUCCAUGCUAGGUGUUUGAUGCUGGUUAUUCUGUUCUGGGUGUUCUAGUCUAUGGGUUCCAUGAUAGGAGGUGUUUGAUGCUGAUUAUUCUGUUCUGGGUGUUCUAGUCUAUGGGUUCCAUGCUAGGUGUUCGAUGCUGGUUAUUCUGUUCUGGGUGUUCUAGUCUAUGGGUUCCAUGCUAGGUGUUCGAUGCUGAUUAUUCUGUUCUGGGUGUUCUAGUCUAUGGGUUCCAUGCUGGGUGUUCUAGUCUAUGGGUUCCAUGCUAGAUGUUCGAUGCUGGUUAUUCUGUUCUGGGUGUUGUAGUAUAUGGGUUCCAUGCUGGGUGUUUGAUGCGGGUUAUUCUGUUCUGGCUGUUGUAGUAUAUGGGUUCCAUACUAGGUGUUCAAUGCUGGUUAUUUUUUUGUGGGUGUUCUAGUCUAUGGGUCCCAUGCUGGGUGUUUGAUGCUGGUUAUUCUGUUCUGGGUGUUCUAGUCUAUGGCUUCCAAGCUGGGUGUCCUAAUCUAUGUGUUCCAAGCUGGAUGUUUCAUGUUGCGUAUUGUAGGCUAUGUUUCCAUGCUGGGUGUUCUAAUCUGUGCUUCCUAUGCUGCAUGCUGUAGACUGUUUCUCAGAGUGGGUAUUCACUGUUGGGUGUUCUAGUCUAUGCUUUCCAUGUUGGGUAUUCUGGGCUGUGCAUUCCAUGCUGGCUGUUCUAUAUUGGGUAUUCUGGGCUGUGUAUUUCAUGCUGGCUGUUCUUUACUGGUUUUUCCAUUCUGGGUAUUCAGUGUUUGGUGUUCUAUAUUGAGUAUUCCAUGCCUGGUAUUCCAUAUUGGGUGUUUUGGGCUAUGCAUUCCAUGCUGGCUGUUCUAUAUUGGGUAUUCAAUGCCUGGUAUUCCAUGUUGGGUAUUCUGGGAUGUGCAUUCCAUGCUGGGUGUUCUAGGCUAUUUUUCCUAUGAUGUUUACUCCAUGCUGCGUGUUCUAGGGCUAGGCUAUGUUGCCUAUGCUGUAUGUUCUAGGCUAUGUUGCCCAUGCUGUAUGUUCUAGGCUAUGUUGCCUAUGCUGUGUGUUCUAGGCUAUGUUACCUAUGCUGUGUGUUCUAGGCUAUGUUGCCUAUGCUGGGUGUUCUAGGUUAUGUUUCAUAUGCUGGGUGUUCUAGGUUAUGUUUCAUAUGCUGAGUGUUAAAGACUCUUUCAUAUGCUGGGUGGCUAUGGUAUGCUGUGGAUUCUAGGCUAUGUUUCCUAUACUGUGUGUUCUAUGGUGGCUGUUCUAGGCUACAUUGUCUGGGUAUUCCAUGCUGUGUGUUAAAUGUGUUCUAUCAUGGGGGUUACGUUACCUAUUGCUAUGUGUCCUAUGCUUUGUGUCCUAUGUUGUGUGUUUCCUAAUGUGUGUUCCAGGUUUUUAAUUUCAUGCUGUGUGUGCUGUGAUGAGUGUGCCGUGCUGUGUGUUCUAGGAUGGAUGUUUUAGAUCGUAGUUCCAGGUUUUUAAUUUCAUGCUGUGUGUGCUGUGAAGAGUGUGCCGUGCGGUGUGUUCUGUGAUGAGUGUUUUAGAUCUUUGUUCCAGGUUUUGGCAUGUGUCCUAUGCUGUCUGUAGGUUUUUGUUCCGGUCCCUAGAUAGCACUCUAUGUUGCUUAUCUUGGUAAAUCUCUGUUUUAGCCUCUGCUAAAAAUGCUCGAAGUGUUGUAAAUGAAGCCCAGUAUUUAGUUUCAUUUGAGAUUUAAUUUGCUGAGUCCACAUUAGAACUACUGCUGGACAGCCUGAAUCUUGCACCGGGUUAAAUCUUGGUAGAAUGUAGAGCGGUACAUGAAUAAAACAAAUUAGUGAGACCUAUAGUACUUUGCUCCCCUUGGCUCUCACAAGCCAUCCGUGUACAUCACAUGAAGCCAGAUACAGAAAGCCUGCCUUCUAAUGAGCAUCAAGCCGUGUUGCUAAGGACCGAAUUGCUGCAUGUUAAUAAUACUCUGAGAUGCUGCAGAUCUUUGGCUCAAUCAAGCGAUUGCAGAGACUUUGGGAGCGAUCAAUCAAGUAAUGGUGAAAAAAAAAAAGACACUGAGAUUUUUUUUUUUAACCUUUUCUUUUUUACCACAAACAUUUGCUUUCCUGCAGAUACCUGGGCGGGAGCUCGUAAACCAUGUCCUCCCCAUAAAUUCUUCCCAAUGUCUUGUGUGAUAAUAACAGGUUUAUGAUGCUGUGAGUGUGGUGUUUUGGCAACAAUUGUGUAGGGGGCAGUUACCAUAGAAACCAAUGGAAUGUCCAUGAUUGCUCCUUUUUUUUUGCUUUAUUAGAUAUAAAAGGAGAAUCUCCUAAGCAGAAGAUUGAGAGGGUUACUCCAAGCACUAUAGCCACUUCACUGAUUUCAAGUGCUCGUAGUGCCUGUAUCUGUAUGUAAUCUGUAUGUGGUGUGUUUUGCUAUGAAACUUGCACCACUGGCUGCGAUUUCAAGAGUUUCAGGUGCCUAAUGUGAAUCCUGGAUAAUUUAGUGUCGGAUGCUGCCCACAUCCUCCCUGCAGCCUUCCCUCUCCGCAAUCCCUCCACCUCUAGCAAGGGGUAGUAAUGUCAGCCAUAGAAAAUCGACUUGCAGGGAGAACUUAGCUUCAACGCUGGAUCGAGGUGAGUUUUAGCUGCAUUUUGGGGGGGGAGGGGAAACCAGCUCAGAAAGGAUUUUAUGUAUCACACUUUUGGUUGGAGUAACCCUUUAACUUUAACUUUAAUACUUUUUUGCAUAGAAUUUAAGUGUGCAAUGGCAGCUGGGUGGCUGACCCCAGUUAGCACCGGUAAAAUAGGGAGGAAAAGGGCUGAGUAUGACAUCACUGUGUCAGUUGUCCUAAGAAACGUUAUGAUGUCAUUUUACAUAGAAUUCUAAAUUGGGAUCCUUACCAAGAUAUCAUCACAGUUUACAUCUAUAAAAGCAGAAAUAAUUUAAUUCUCUCUUUAUUCUCUUUUACCAUAUUGGGGAAAAUUCUCCUUGCCAGAGAGCUUCUAUCUGAGAAUAAUUUUGCAGUACAAAGGGGGAAUGUCUCAUGGUCUGCAUUAUAGGAUGUCAUUAUGUGAGGUCAUAUAUUUCAAUUAGACCUGCGACAUGGGCUUUAAGUUAAGUGGUGAAGCUCCAAAAUGAGGUGGUGAUGGGUUAACAAGGCGGAAGAUAUGGGGAUUGGGGAAGGUGGUGUAUAGAAGGGGGUGCAUAGAUCAGUCACUAGAUUUAUUCAGACUAGAUGGGCAAAAGAAAUAAGAUUUGGUUCGAAUUGCAACUUAUUUUUUAAAGGGCACCAAAACACCUUUAGUUUAAUGAAACCGUUUUGUUGUAUGGAUCAUGCCUCUGCAGUCUCACUGCUCAAUUUUCUGCUAUUUAGGAGUUGUUUUGGUGCCUACAGCUAAUAUAAUCGCUGCUUUUUACCUACUGACUGAUAAUCAUUGUAUAAAUAAUGACUUUGUUUUGCGUUGACACAUGCAGAGGCACAGUCCACAUCGUAGCCUUAGAAUCUUACAUUUAUAUAAGAUUUUAGGAAAUGUGUACACCGUUAGAGAUGCCUUUCUGUUUGCUGAUAUUUAGCCUAUGUCUCUUCAUUCUGCUCUGUUUUGUGACCGAGCCUUUUAUCUCUUUCCUCAGGCCUUCCAUACGGCUGGGAGGAAGCUUACACGGCAGAUGGAAUCAAGUACUUUAUCAAGUGAGUCUGUGUGUAAUGCAGUGUAAGCAGUCUGUGCCACAUCUGGCAGGGAGCGAGGACUGCCGCGCAGAGCACAUUACUGGCACCCUUGCAGGAGAUGGAGUGUGGGAUACAGGGAGUCAUUAAGGCAGCAUCGGCCACAAUGAAAUACAAAUUGCUAGAACAGCUUCAGUAUCACUGGUGGAAGGCUUUACUUGUAUUUGUAUAUACAGAUAUGCACUCUCAUACAUUAUACUAACUGGGCAAUAAUGUCAACCUGUGCUCCCUGUAUAAUGCACUGGGCACGUGGCAUUAGUGGGUCCUAGUAAGUAAGGAGUUUUCACACCUUGGUUCACAGUUGGGGGCUGAUUGAUAAGGGCUGUGUUGUAAAUUACUGACAACAUUUUAAUGUGCUAAUUACCAACGCAUUGAACCUUUUUCUUCCACCUCCCAGUUGUAUUUCCGGCUAUUGAUGGCCACAGUGCAAUGUAUGCCAUUUAUUUGACAAUUCUCCACGAUUGACCUCAAGCAUGCCACCAACAGGCGAGUAGGUGCAGCUUGGCCACUAACACAUGCUACAACACCUGUGCAGUAAUAUUGCAGAGUGUUAGAUCCUGGCUGGUUGUGGGCCCUGAAUUUGGAGGAACAUUGCUUUUGUGCUCAGUUCUAUUUAAAAGCAACAACCUGUUCUUUAUUAUUAACCAGCCGGGCUUUGCGUAGCACACAGGGUAAAUGUUGCACCAAAUGUGAAAUUCACAAACUAAUCAGCUGCCAGAAUUGCUUGCAGGAAUGGAUUAUAAAGCUGUCAUCAUGUGCAUUAGCCACAUGGGGGCGCUUCCAUCCAGACCAAAGUCUUCACCUUCAUAUCUUCAGCAUGAUUCGCACUGUGUGCAGAUCUCAAACAGACUGCAUGACCAGGGGCCAGUAAUAAAACCGUGCUGAUACAGCCGGACUGGGAACCUAGGUAGGAUUAACCCGGGACAGAUAGGGGGAGUGCAGCAGGUGCAAUGCCUCCAGGGUCCACCAGAGUUUAGGACCCCUCCAUUGGACACCCAUCAGGGGAGGAAGAGCAGUGGAAGAGGAAUGUGGCUUUUUGGGGGAGGGAGGGUGGUCAAUUGACAUUGAAAUGUGCCAAUCUAGAAGGGAGAUGGUUAGUUAAUUAUCAGGGAAAUGUUGCAGUCUAAAUUGGGGAAGAAGAGUGUGAACUGGCAUGGGGAUGUAGAGUCAUGUGACUAUUGAGUUGGUUAUUUGGCAGUAGUAGCAAGUGGGGAAAUUUUGGAGAGUUAGAGUAUAAUUGUCUGGAGUGGAUGAAAGCCCCAAAAAAAAAUCUUGCACAAGGGCCAUUUUGUUCAUUAGUCCCCUACUGGAUUAACUCAUUGAAUAUUAAAUUGUCAAUGUAUCCUACUCCAUGCUAUGCAUGUGGAGGAUGGAUUUAAUGAUACUAGUGGUAAUAUGUCAGGGUAAAACAAUGAGAAGUGUAGCAAUACCCCACUGUAAUAUUCUAAAUAUAUAUAUAUAUAUAUAUUAUUAUUAUUAUUUUUAAAUAUAUAUACUUCUAUAUUGUGGCUAGCAGGGGGAUCAAGUGAUCUGGCCUUUAAAUUCAUACAGAAUCUCUCUUACCGUCCCAUCACAGUAAUGUAUAUUAAAUUAUCCAUGCAGGAGUGUCCCACAGCUUCCAGUUGUCAGUGUAAGGAAAUUUCCUCUCCUGGGUAGAGGUUAGACCCUCCCCCUGGCUCUUCAGGGGUGGAGUUUAUUGAGAAGAUCAUGUUGUUGGAACAGCUGGCCUAGGCCCAGACUUAUACACAUGCUUCGAGUGCUUGUGUUUAUUUAAUAAACACAAAAAAUGCAUCACAAAACUAUUUUAUGUUCUGAGGAAAUUGGUCAUUUUGUGAACAUUAUUUAUUUUCAUCCAUAUUAGCAGACAAGUGAAAAGCAACUGCCUCUGGCUGGUGUCCCACUGCUUUCGCCUCAUUAUUUCCCCCAUACACCAUCUCCUAGCUCCAAUUUUACACAACAGCCCUAAAUUGUUUUCUUUUUCUCGCAUAAUUACAAUCAGUUAAACUGCAGGCAGCCUCUAAUACAUGGCAUAGCUCUUGAAGGCAGUUCUGUCCCUCAGAGCACGUGGAGAAAAUUGUGAUUUCAUUUUUCACAAAUUCUUUUGUUUGUUUGUGUGGUUUUUAUUUGUUUGUUUGUUUUAACUCUCUCGUGGACAUAAUUGUUAGGUAGAGAUCGGAAAGACAUUUGUGAUUGAAUUUACCAAAAUUCCACUUCUAGAAUCUCCUGGCCAUGACCUGUUGGCUUCAUACAUAUCUCCGUUUCAUGUGCUGCCCAUUCUGAACUUGUUGUUUCUUCUACAUCUUUUCCUCCUUUCGCUACUUGUCCUGACCUGUAGGUUUCUUCUAUAUCUCUGGAUCCAGUGCUGCCCUAUCCUGACCUGUUGGUUUCUUCCGUAUCUCCUGAUCAUGUGCGGCCUCUCAUGAUCAGUUGCUAUUUUCUAGAUCUUUUCAACCUGUCCUGUCUACUCUUAUAGGCUUAUAUGCUUAUUUUUAGUUAUAUAUAAACCUGUGCUGCCCACCUGUUUAACUAGUUUUAUUUCAUAAGCUUUCAAUCCUGGAACUUUUCUACGCAUCUUGUUUGCUUAAACAUUUGUGAAAUAUGAAGCCCAUACCAGCUAUUUGACUGAUUUGAGCUGUGCUACUAAUACAGGAUUUUUGACUAAAUUAUUAUUCUCUUUUGGAACCCGCUGCAUCAUCCCAUUUACAGUGGCCUUGUGAACCUAGAGACCGGUACGGGAAAGUGUAUGUUGGUGGAGAGCUCCGCUAACACCACUAAGUUUUGAUCUUAAUCUUGUAACUCAGAAACAGGGAUCCAGCAACCUAUGACCAAUAUUGCUAGGUAAGGUCCCUUUACAUAACUUGUGAUGUUGGAUUCAUCAUCCUGAACGCAAAGAAACACUCAUGGGGAGGACAGCAAUUUAGAAAAGAUCAGCAAUCAAAGGUGAUGGAGCAGAUGUUAUCUGGACGAAACUUCUUCAUUUUUUUCAAAAAUGUUAUUUAGUUCAUCAACCGCGUACAGUAACAAUCAGCAUAAAGAAGUACAUCAUUGUGGCUUAGUGAUGUUACAGUGCAGGAUAAGGUAGAAUGUAUUGGUUCUAGCGGUAUGCUUGGAUUUUCUAUAUAAUAACAUUUGUGUUGUGUAACAUUUCAGAAGAAUAAAGAAAACGUAACAUAUUCAACUGAUGCUUCUUUAACCUUGCGAUUCAGUGUGCUAUUGUGUGCGGUGGCUGAAGUGUGGUGGGAAGAGGUGGCAUGAUUACUGCCACACUACUUGUGUCUGCUUUGUAUAAAAUGCGACCGGGGUUCCCAUGUUGAGGAGAAAAGUGUAUACAUGUUAGAUAGUGAUGCUUCUAUUUCCUCCCUUUGUUUGAUCGAUUCUAGUUUUAGUAUCCAAACCCUGAUUGAGGGAGCUGUUUUUUUUUGUUUUUUUUAGUUUAUUGGAAUUAGUGUAUUUGGGGCUGUAAUCAUGUGGUUGACAAGUAUACGUUGCCAUUUAGGAAUAUGGUGUGGGUGUAGGAGGAACAUUAGCGUUUCCGGGGAUUGUGAGAUGCGAAUGCCUACUAUGGAAUGUAUCCUGUCUAGUAUCCGUGUCCAGUAUGCCUGGAUUAUUGGGCAGGACCACCAGAUAUGUGCAGUAGUGCCUCCUUGUUGGGAACAUCUCCAACAUGUGUGGAAGGGAACAGCCUGUGGAGUUUAGUCAUGGAGUAGUGCCAUCUUGAUAUGCGUUUGUAUGAGCUCUCCCUAACUGUGGUGCUGACCGAGGAGUUGUGUAUAUAGGUAAAGAUCCGUCGCCAAUCUUGUGUGGAGAUGGUAAUAUUUAAUUCCUGUGACCAUGAAGAUGUGAAUGGUGGUAGUUUGUCUUUGUCAAUGUUGUUUAAUAUUUUGUAGAAUGUGGAGAGGUGUUUAGCUCUUGGUGAUUGAGAGGCACAGUGGGUUUCAAAUGAGGUUUGUGGGCGGUCUCCUUUGAGGAGGUUCGGGUUGGCGGUGAGGAAGUGUAGUAGUUGGGCAUUUUGGAAUUGUUGUAGGUUUGCUGGGUGGUCAGCCUUAGUGUGAAAGACGUUAUCGGUAUGAUUUUCCUUUGGUCUAAUGCUGAGCUGAGCAUAGGGUAUUGAGUGUUGCAUUAUGGGAAAAGAGUUGUGAAGGCUUCUGAUUGUGCCGGAGGGAAAUGAGGAUUUUGUGUAAGUGGGUAGAUCGGGGAUGUGUACGGGAAAAGUUCCCUUGUAUUUCGAAUGCAUCCAGAUGCGCAACGUUGGUACUAUAAUAGGGUGUUGUGAGUGUUGUGGCAGGAGGAGUGCAUGUAAAGGAGCUUGAAACAUUGUGCUUUCAAUAUGCGUCCAUUGUGUGAGGGGCUGCCAUCCAUGCAUAAAUUCUGGCCAGGAUUAUUGCCCUGUAGUAUAGUUCGAUGUGCGGAAUGCCAAGGCCCCCUAGUGUCUUAUGUUUAGUGACGAUAGAGUAGGAGAUUCUGGGGUGUUUAUUGGCCCAAAUGAAUAUUGUGAACAGCUGUUUCAAUUUAAUGAGGAAGGCAGAAGGUAUGUUUAUUGGGAGGGUCUGUAAUUUGUAGAGUAUUUUCGAUAGGGAGUUCAUCUUGAGUAUGUUGAUCCUACAUAACCAGCUAAAGUGUCGUUUGUGCCAACCAGUAAGAUCUUUGGCGAUCUCUUCCAAUAGUGGCAUAAAAUUUAAGUUGUAUGUUUGUUUAGUGUCAUGUGGGAGUUUUAUACCAAGGUAUGUAAUAGAAGUGGUGGGCCGUGAGAAUGGGUUCGAGGCCUGGAUUUCUGUUUUCGUGGUUAUGUAGGGGCAGGAUCUCAGUCUUCGCGUAAUUGACUUGGAAAUUGGAUAGGGUAUGAUAGGUGGAUAUCUCGUCCAUAAGGGGAGGUAACGAUGAGAUGGGGUCUGUUAUAUUAAAAAGUAAAUCAUCUGCAAAUGCAGAUAUUUUGUAUUCCUGGUGCUGGACCCGGAAUACAUGUUUGUUGGGGUGGUACCCUGUAAGAAGGGUUCCAAAAUCAGAAUGAAGAGUAGGGGAGAUAGGGGGCAACCUUGCAUCGUUCCAUUUCUAAUGUGUACCGAUUUGGACAGUUGCCUGUUUAUCCUUAAUUUUGCGGUCGAAUAUAUUGCCUGUAUCCAGGUCAUCCAGUUGGGGCCUAAACCUAGCGUUUGAAGAGUAGUCGUUAACAAGGUCCAGUUUACUCUGUCAAACGCUUUCUCAGCGUCAGUGGAAAGCAUUAGACGUUGUAUGAGGGUGGUGAGUAGUGGUUGUAGGCGAUUGGCUAGAAUUUUAGUGAACAGUUUGAGGUCUAUGUUGAUCAGCGAUAUGGGACGGUAACUACCGCAGUUGGGCGGGUCUCUACCCCGUUUGGAGAUCAGUGUGAUAUGUGCCUCAAGGGAGGAUUGUGGGAGUGUUGCCGCUUUAGUGAGGGCAGGGCCGGACUGGGAACUAAAAUCAGUCCUGGAAAAAAAUUCUAUACCAGCCCAAUAAUGCGUCGCGCCAGCAUAGUGUGCUGAUAAAGAGGGUGAAAAAAUAACUUGAAAUUGAAAUCUCCAACAAAGGAACGCAUAUAGGGCUUCAAAAUAAACAAAAGAGCGCCUUUAUUUUAAGUAGAUAUACAUUUGCAUGUAAUCAAUGUUUCAGUACAACUUUGGCCUAUUAAGGACAUUUUAUUAAUGGUACUGAAAUGCUGAAUGUCUGCAGUUGCACAACUAAAAAAAAUUAAGUGAACUGGUUAAUUUUGAAGUUCUAUGGAGGAAGGAAGGCAAGACAGGUUGUGGUGGUAGGGGACUCUAUCAUUAGGAUAGCAGAUAGGGCAAUCUGCCGCUCUGAUCGGCUCAACCGGACAGUUUGCUGUCUCCCGGGUGCUCGGGUCCGGCAUGUUGCUGACAGAGUGGAUGGAUUAUUGGGAGGGGCUGGGGAUGACCCAGCGGUCAUGGUCCAUGUUGGUACCAAUGACAAAGUAAGAGGAAGAUGGAAGGUCCUAAAGAAUGAUUUCAGGGAAUUAGGUAGCAAACUUAAGAAAAGGACCUCCAAGGUGGUAUUCUCUGAGAUAUUACCUGUGCCACGCGCUACAGUGGAAAGGCAGCGGGAGAUUAGAGAGGUCAAUGCGUGGCUUAAGUCUUGGUGCAGGAAGGAGGGUUUUGGGUUUUUAGAGCACUGGGCCGACUUUGCGAUUGGGUACAACCUUUAUAGUGGUGAUGGAUUGCACCUAAACGGGAGAGGGUCUGCAGUGCUGGGGGAUAGGAUGGCUAGAAGGUUGGAGGAGAUUUUAAACUAGUAGUAGGGGGGAGGGUCAUAGCAAUCUACAAAAUGGAGAUAGGACAGAAAGGAGAUGGGCUUUAGCACAGUAUAAGGGGGGUGGAAACGGGGGGAGGGGCAAGCUCAGAACAGAGAAGCUGUGUAAUGUUGAAAAUUCACAAAAUAUACAAGUGGCGCAUAAUAUUAAAUGUAUGCUUACUAAUGCAAGGAGCCUAAAUAACAAAAUGGGGGAACUAGAGGCAUUAGCAUACACUAAACAAUAUGAUAUAAUAGGCAUAACUGAAACAUGGUGGGAUGAGACACAUGACUGGGCAGCUAACUUAAAUGGGUACAUGUUAUUUAGGAAGGAUAGGAAAAACAAGAAGGGUGGUGGGGUAUGUUUGUAUGUCAAACAUGAUUUAAAGCCAAAUGUUAAGCAAAUGGAAUGCGAGGAGGAUAAUGUGGAAGCUUUAUGGGUAAAUAUCUGCUUGGGGGAAAAGAAGGGAAACCAACUAUUGGUUGGGAUAUGUUAUAAACCACCUAAUGUUAAUAUUGACGAGGAACAACAGCUGUUUGAGCAAAUUGAGAAAGCUGCAAAUCUGGGUAACACUUUAAUUAUUGGAGAUUUUAAUUACCCGGAUAUAAAUUGGGACAGAGGGACUAGUGCCUCAGCAAAGGGAAUUAGGUUUUUAAACUUGUUAAAUGACACCUUCAUGUCACAACUUGUACAAGCACCAACUAGAAUGGAUGCUUGUCUGGACCUAGUUUUAACAAACAACGUUGAUCUUUUGACCAACAUUCAAGUAGGUGAGCACUUGGGAAAUAGUGAUCACAAUAUAGUGUCCUUUGAAAUAAACUCAAAAAAACAAAAGCACAUGGGGAAUACUAAAACAUAUAAUUUUAAAAAGGCCAAUUUCAAUAAGUUAAGGGAAGCUUUACAAUAUAUUGACUGGCAUAAACUCUUUAGUGAAAAGAACACUGAGGAUAAAUGGAUCAUCUUCCAACAAAUAUUACAAAGGUACAUUUCUCAGUAUGUACCAUUGGGAAAUAAAUAUAAAAGAAACAAAUUAAAACCAACAUGGCUUAGUAGAGAAGUAAAACAAGAGAUUACAACUAAGAGAAGGGCAUUUAAAGCAUUUAAAUCGGACAAAUCAGAUGCAUCUUAUAAAAGAUAUAAGGAUGCAAAUAAUGCGUGCAAAAAGGCAAUUAGACUUGCUAAACUUCAAAAUGAUAGCUGAAGAGAGCAAAACCAACCCCAAAGCAUUUUUAAAGUACAUAAAUUCUAAAAAAAAAAAAAAAUGAAAGUGUAGGUACACUAAAAACUGAAACGGGGGUGUUAAUUAAUGAAGACCAGGAAAAGGCAGGAAUUUUAAAUAACUUUUUCUCCUCUGUAUCUAUUAAGGAAGAACCCAUGGCAAUAGAUGUGCAAAUGAUUGCUACUAAAAACUUGCAGAAUAAUUGUAAUUGGUUAACUCAAGACAAGGUGCUGCAGCAACUAAAGAAAGUUAAUAUAAACAAAGCUCCAGGGCCUGGCGGUAUCCAUCCACGUGUACUUAAGGAACUAAGUGCAGAAAUAAGUGAACCUCUGUUUUUAAUCUUUCAAGAUUCUUUUCUUUCAGGAAGUGUUCCGGAGGAUUGGAGGAAGGCAGAUGUGGUUCCUAUAUUCAAAAAGGGUUCAAAACCCUUGCCUAGAAAUUAUAGACCUGUGAGCUUAACUUCUGUGGCUGGUAAAAUAUUUGAAAGGUUAUAAAGGGAUAAUAUUCAAGAAUUCCUUGAGAAGAACAUGGUUAUCAGCAAAAAUCAGCAUGGUUUUAUGAAGCACAGGUCAUGUCAAACUAACUUGAUUACGUUCUACGAAGAAGUAAGUAGAAGUAUAGAUCAGGGUGUUGCCGUGGAUGUGAUCUUUUUGGAUUUUGCCAAGGCAUUUGAUACAGUUCCACACAAUAGAUUAGUGUUCAAACUCAAGGAAAUCGGUCUAGAUGAAAAUGCUUGUUCUUGGGUAGAACAUUGGCUUAAAACAGAGUACAAAGAGUUGUCAUUAAUGGUAAAUUUUCAAGCUGGACAGAGGUGGCAAGUGGUGUCCCUCAGGGGUCUGUUCUGGGACCCCUUCUAUUUAGCAUGUUUAUAAAUGAUCUUGAAGACAGCAUUGAAAGUCAUGUUUCAGUGUUUGCAGAUGACACAAAACUCUGUAAAAUAAUACAAUGUAAGCAAGAUAUUACUUUGCUGCAGAGGGAUUUAGAUAGACUGGGGGACUGGGCACUCAAAUGGUAGAUCAAAUUUAAUGUUGAAAAAUGCAAAGUUAUGCACUUCGGCGUAAAGAAUACACAAGCAACGUAUACCCUUAAUGGAAGCGAAUUAGGGAUAAUAACACAUGAAAAGGACUUGGGAAUUGUUAUAGACAACAAACUAUGCAACAAUGUGCAAUGUCAAUCAGCAGUGGCCAAGGCCAGUAAGGUAUUGUCAUGCAUGAAAAAGGCAUUCAUUCUCGGGACAAGAAUAUAAUUUUGCCUAUUUAUAAAUCACUGGUAAGACCACAUAUUGAAUAUGCUGUGCAAUUUUGGGCACCUGUUCUAAAGAAGGAUAUUAUGGCACUAGAAAAAGUGCAGAAGCGGGCUACAAAAUUAAUAAAAGGAAUGGAACAUAUCAGCUAUGAAGAAAGGUUAACAAAUUUAAACCUAUUUAGUUUAGAAAAACGUCGCCUGAGACGGGAUAUGAUAACAUUAUACAAAUAUAUUCGGGGCCAAUACAAACCAUUGUGUGGAAAUCUAUUCACAAACCGGACUUUACAUAGGACACGAGGCCAUGCAUUUAGACUGGAAGAAAGAAGAUUUCAUCUAAGGCAAAGGAAAGGUUUUACUGUAAGAACAAUCAGGAUGUGGAAUUCUCUGCCUGAAGAAGUGGUUUUAUCAGAGUCCAUACAGAUGUUCAAACGGCUACUAGAUGCAUACUUGCAAGAACAGAAUAUUCAAGGAUAUAAUCUUUCAAUGUAGGGUAAUAACUGCUUGAUCCAAGGAUAAAUCUGACUGCCAUUCUAGGGUCAAGAAGGAAUUUUUUUCCUAGCUUGUUGCAAAAUUGUGCUUCAAACUGGGUUUUUUGCCUUCUUUUGGAUCAACAGCAAAAAACAAAUGUGAGGAAGGCUGAACUUGAUGGACGCAAGUCUCUUUUCAGCUAUGUAACUAUGUAACUAUGGGUGCGCUCUUCACUUUGAAUGUGUUAUUGUGCAUGAGUAUGCAACUAGGAACAAGACAGGGCCAAUACGUGCUCAAUAUAUAUAUAUAUAUAUAUAUAUAUAUAUAUAUAUAUAUAUAUAUAUAGCACGUAUUGGCCCUACAUAUAUAUAUUAAUGACAUUUAUGUGUGUAUUAUGCAUAUAUAAAUGUAUAUUACUAUAUGUGUAAAUACUAUAGGCAUAAUUAUAUGUUACUAAUACACACAUCAAUAUACAUGCAUAUAUAUAUGUGUGCAUUACUGUCAGGAUCACAUCAAUUUAUGUCUAUUACCUUUACCUCGUUUAGUGUAUCUUGUCUCCAAUUGUCUCCUUUUUUUCCCUUACAGCGACCCUUGUGCAUCUUUUACUUCAUUCCAGUCCCUGUGUUUCUUUUUACCCUUCUCCAGCCUCUGUAUUUCUCUGUCCCCCAGCCCCUUUUGUGUUGUUCUUAGCCCCAGCCACUUUGUCUCUUUCUCCCCUUCCAAAUCUCAUCUGUGGGUCUCUUUCUAACUCCAGACUCUGUGUGCCUCUUUCUCUUCUCCCAGUCACUCUCUGUCUCUUUUUCCCCACUCUCUUUGUCCCCCCAUCCCCUGUCUCUCUAUUACCCCAUCUGUCUGUGUCUCCCCUUGCCCUAUGUCUCUCUAUUACCCCUCUGUCUCUUUGUCGUCGUCCCCAACCUGGUGUCUUUCUAUUACCCCUCAGUCUCUGUGUCCCCUCUUCCCCUGUGUAUCUAUUACCCCUCUAUUUGUCCCCCCCAUUACCCUCUAUUCGCCUCCCUCCAUCCGUUCUAUUUGUCCCCCCCAUUACCCUCUAUUUGUCUCCCUCCUUCCCCUCUAUUUGUCCCCCCCCCCCAUUCCCAUUCCCCUCUAUUUGUCCCCCCCUUCCCCUCCAUUUGUCUCCCCUCUUCCCCUCUUUUUAACUCCCCCCCUUCUGUGUCCCUUUUGUCCUUGUCACAGGAGGACUGAGGGAGGGGGUGGAGCUAACUACCAUGCUCCCUCGCAGUUCCCAUAAUUCCCAGCAUCUACACAUCAUAGAGUAAUCCUUACUCUAUGAUGUGGCUGUGCUGGGAAUUAUGGGAACCGCGAGGGAGCAUGGUAGUUAGCUCCGCCCUCCCCCCCCCCAGCUGUCAGCACGGGAGAUGGGGCCACCGGCCACAAGGUAAGUAUUUUAAACCCUCAGAGUGUGCCGCCGGACCGGCCACCCGGCGGCACCGACAUGCGGCCAGCAGCCGUGAUAUUAUUAAAAUAUUAGGGAGCAGGGCUCCCUCUCUAUCUCCAGCCCCCCAGGUGCCGCGGCCCACCGGGAAAUUUCCCGAUAUCCCGGUGGGCCAGUCCGGCCCUGAAUGAGGAUGUUGAAAUGUUCAGUUAGGUUUGGGAGAAAAGCUUUGUAGUAUAGGGCAGUUAAGCCGUCGGGGCCUGGACUUUUACACAGAGGUGUUUUGCGGACUGCCAGAUGUAAUUGAAGGUGCGUCAAAUGAGUGUGUAAUGUUUUGCGGGGUGGUUUGUUUGAUUAUAGUGGCUAAGAAGUUUGUGAUGGCUGAGUAGUUUGGCGGGGCAUCUCUGAGAUUAUAUAAUUUAGUGUAGAAAGAGUGGAAUUCCUCCAUUAUCUCUGGGAGAGUUUGCCUUUUUGUUUUUUGAGAUUUAUGAGGAUUGUUUGGGUUGUUUUAAGGCGGUGGCCAGGAGCCUACCAUAUUUACCUCCUUGGGUGAAGUAGGUAUGUUGUGCGGAGUAAUUUCUUUUUGGUUUGGACCGCAAAACCAGUUCAGUUCUGUUUGUUCAUUUACACAUUUACAAGGGUGUUAUAUGUAGGGAGGGAGUUGUCCUUGCUAUGAUUGUCCUCUAAAUCCCUGAUCUCCCAUGUGAGUGUAACCACCUGUUUUUCUCAUUGGGUUUUAAGCGCUGAGGUCAGAGCAAUGAAUUCUCCUCUCACAACGCAUUUGUGGGUUUCCCAAAUGGACGUGUGGGACAUGGCAGGGGAGGCGUUUUCCGAGAAGUAGUGUUGUAGAAUAAUGUGAAUUUGUGGUAGGACUUCAGGAUUGUUUAGUGAGAGGUCGUUUAGUUUCCAUUGAAAGGAUUUCACUGGGAGGGAUAGAAUAUGAAUGGACAUGGAUAGGUGCGCAUGAUCUGACCAUGUGAUCGGACCGUAGGAGCACAACGUUGUCAGGUGUAGAAGGUCUUGGGGCAGGAAAAACAUAUCUAGUCUAGAGUAUGUUUGUGAUGUUUGGGAGUAGAAAGAAAAGUCUUUAGAAUGGGUAUGAAGGUUCCUCCAGCAGUCUUAUUAGUCUACAUAGUUACAUAGCUGAAAAGAGACUUGUGUCCAUCAAGUUCAGCCUUCCUCAUAUUUGUUUUUUGCUGUUGAUUCAAAAGAAGGCAAAUAAAAAACAGUUUGAAGCACUUCCAAUUUUGCAACAAAGUAGGAUACAAAAUUCCUUCUUGACCCCAGAAUGGCAGUCAGAUUUAUCCUUGGAUCAAGAAGCUAUUACCCUACAUUGAAAAAUUAUAUCCUUGAAUAUUUUUUUUUGCAAGUAUGCAUCUAGUUGUUGUUUGAACAUCUGUAUGGACUCUGAUAAAACCACUUCUUCAGGCAGAGAAUUCCACAGCCUUAUUGUUCUUACAGUAAAAAAACCUUUUCUAUGCUUUAGACGAAAUCUUCUUUCUUCCAGUCUAAACGCAUGACCUCGUGUAUUAUGUAAAGUCCAGUUUGUGAAUAGAUUUCCACACAAUGGUUUGUAUUGGCCCUGAUACAUUGCAUAAUGUUAUCAUAUCCCCUCUCAGGUGACAUUUUUCUAAACUAAAGAAGUUUAAGUUUGUUAACCUUUCUUCAUAGCUGAUAUGUUCUUGUAGCCCGCCUCUGCACUUUUUCUAGUGCCAUAAUAUAGUCUAGAUUGGUCUCGGAGUCUGACAAAAUGGCUACGGGCCAUUGUUUGGUAGGUUGUGGAGGUUGAGGUCAUGUUUAGAGCUGUGUCUAACGAAAGAGAGUGUGUGAGGAGAACAAUAUGGCGACUCCCCAGGCCUUGGCUCCCACAUAAUUGCUAAAGAAACCCAUGGGGUAUUUUCGUUUUUCUAGGGUGGGGUCUGCAUCUUUUUUGAAAUGUUUCUUGUAGGAAGGCCUCAUCGUCCUUGAGCUUGUGGAGGUCAGAUAAAACCAGGGUCAUUUUCUCUGGGGUAUUCAGUCCUCGGGUUAAGAGUGACCAGUCUCUGGGUCGCCAUUUUUAUGCUCAGUACCUCUUUUCUCCAGGUUGCGCAAAACUCAAUGGUGUCUGUCCAUGUGUAGAUAGGUUCUGCAAGGGAUAGGUCCCUAUGACCUACGGUAGGGAAAAUGGUUUUAAGUACUCAGGGUUGGUAAGUGUUUUGGGGGGAUCCACAGGGGCGAGGGGCCCACAGCCAGGCGUAACUCGAUCUCAGCAGCGAAUCUAGAGGUACGACACCUGUGGUAACUGAUGCAUACUGGGGGGAGGGCACUCUACAUAGGAUGGGUGGAGUUGGUAGAGACUCUUAUGUUCUAAACCUUAUGAUUCUCGACAGGUAAGUAUCAAACUCUCACCCAUUCACAUCCCUUGUAGCAUUACAUAAACAUUUUCAUUUGGGUAGGAUGUGGGACCCAGAGUAUUUAAGCUCAGGAGAGAUAUAGAGAUGGCGGGCAUUAUAUACCUUUGGGCAUGUUAUAUAACCAGAUGUAACCUUUUCUCCCUUUAGUCUACACCUGAGGUAAGGGGACUUAGGGUGAAAUGCUAAAGGAUUGGCGCCGGUGCAAUAGAGGUAUAAGGUGCAAAGUGAAAGGUGUGAGGAGAAGGGGAGUAAAGGCUUUGAUAUCACCAGUCCGCCCUUCAUGGUGGUAGUCCGUUGCAAGAAAGUGCCUCUCCCGCAUGCACUUCGCGUUCGUCUGUUCAACUGCGGUAGUCCAGUAUUAACACUUUGGCACAGUCCCCAAGGCUCUAUCUUUAUACAAUUUUGGUGAGUGGGCAAAUGAGGGCGAUGGAAGUUGUUGUGGCAUAAUAUGCAGAGCGUCCAUUUAGUUUUGUGAGCGAUUAUGUGGCAUUGGCCUGCGUUUUCUGUGAGUCUGCUGCCAGCGGGAUCUUUGCGGUAGUUGUGGUGCAGUCAGGAUUUGGGGUGGGCCAUACCAAUCCAGUAUAUCUGUUUCGGUUAGGUCCAGUGCUCGUGCGAACAGUAAGACAUUCGCCUGGGAGUGGAUAGCGUGGAUAGCGUGGCUUGUGCCUUUGUAGGAGACGCUCAGGGCCAGCGGAAACCUCCACCUGUAUCUCAGGUUCCUAGCACGUAGCUGAUCCGUAAUAGGCCUCAAAGCCCUUCUCGCCUGCAAUGUCAUCCAUGACAAGUCCGGGUAGAUAUUAAUGGGAGCUCCCUUGAAUAGCAAGGGCUCCGUGGAUAAUUUAAGUGCUUCUAGGAUGCUUUCUCUGCAAGUUGAGUAGUGGAGGCGGCAUAUAACGUCAUGGGGUCGGUCAUUUUGUGUGUCAAAUACUACAGGAAAGUCAGUGGCCACGCUGCACAGAGUGCCUGGCAGGAGGGAGCGCUCUUUAUUGUCUGAUACCGAUAUUUACAAAAAAAUCUGGAUAUCGGCAAAACCGAUAGUCGGUCGACCCCUAAUAUUUUAUAAACAAAUACUUUGAUCAAAAUAAAAUCUUGUGCAUUUGUAACACACACAGGCUAAUUUAGUAGUAGUAAUUCACAGUGGUAACAAAUUGAAGUCAAAAUCUGGAUAAAAUAGCUGUGUUGUAAUUAUAGGUGAACUUUUCAACUAUCCUUGCUUAAAUUCUGCCAUUUGUAUUUUAAUUUGUUCAAAGUUUAGUGAAUUUCCCUGUUGGAGUAUGGUGUCCAGCUCUGGCUUAUGUGUAGGUGUUUGGUAAAGAGGCCUAUUAUAUACUUUUUUCUGUGUCAUAAAUUCUCAAUGUUUAUUCCUUUUGUUCAUUGACAGUUAAGUAAUAUGUAAUAUGCCCUAUGAUUUCCAAACCUCUUUAGUAUUCUGCUUCAGGAAAUAUCCCCAUUUAUUCUUCAAUCAUGUGAAUGAAGCAGCGUGACGGAAUAAAUAAAAGCUUUGAUCAGAGAUGAAGAUGAACUUGUUUUUGAGAGCUGUUUACGCCACUCCUAAGAAUCAGUUUAACUUUUAUUUCUACACAUUUGUUGGGCUGCUAAAUUAGACAAGAUAUUUGUGUCUUUUUACAAGCCCAAUGUUAGCACCACUCAGAUUUUUCUUUAAAUGCACAAUUUCUAAAAGCGUUAUUCACCAGGAGUACAUUUAUUUUCCAAGCUGAUGGGUUAAAUAAGUGUUGAUCUUUUCUUGACCCACCUGCUCCAUACCUUUCUUUAUUUCGCACACUGUGCAAUGUCCCCGACCAUUUUGUCAAGUCAGUAAUACUUUUUGUCGAUGCCUGUUGGAUUGAAUUCCUACUGAGUUGACUGCCAAGAAUCUUUGUCUGAUUCCAAACUUUCUUUCAUGACCAUUAUCCCAGCACAAAACUCAACCCAACACUUUCCUUAACUCUGCCAUGCAAGUCUUUUGGCUGGAGACAAGAAAUGUUACAAGAAGCUAGCACUUCAGCAGACCUCAAACCGAGCGGAGGUCAGCAUUUUCACUGGUAUUUGCUCCUCUUACCCCAUGUGCCCAUCUUGCUCCAAAUUUGAAGUAGCUUUGAGGUAUACCAAAUAUUUGAGAACCUGACAGAUUGCAGAAGUUUUCUUGUAAUUUAUUUCCUCUUCCUGUUGAAUGAUGAGCUAUGAUAAGUCAAAAGGCUGGCCAAUAACCUCCCAAGUGCGUUGGAAUGCCGGUCACACAGUCUGUGUAAGUGGACCUUACCAAGAGACUCUUUAGUGGAAGUGAAUUAACAUGAACGAUGGACUGUGUUAGAAGCCUCUGGGUGGGCGUAAAUGCUUGCCAAUCUAAGUUUUUCUUGCUAUGUGAAUGGACUCUCACUUAUUAUUGAUUUUUGUAUAAGCAAGCCAUAUUUAUAGCACCAUAUCACUAGCCGUCAGGUGGCACACAGCAGCCAACCAGCAUCAACUGCCACAUGGUAUUGUAAUAGACGGCUCCCGUCAACAACUGUCAGUAAGGAAGUGAGCACUUAGUCUAUUCAUAGUGCCUCAUGGCACUUACCACUACUAUAACUUACUUUCAUUUAGCGAACAAGAACCUAUUCCAUUACAUUUCUUUAUUUCUAAAAGCAAAAUAUAUUCGUCCUGUACAGAGUUUGAAGAUAACUGAAGGCUGCGCAUGUUUUUCUACAUAGGAGACUUCGCGUAUCCCAGCUAUGAAAAGUUAGGUUUUCUUUUUUUUCCUUUAGCGCAGUUUGUCAAUUUGUGCCUCAAAAUAGAAUUUUUUUUCUACAGAAAGUUAUAUAUUUCUUCCCAGCCAAUAUUUGAUGUCUCCGUGGCAUGUGUUAUUUCAGAACGCCUUACUUUGUUUAAUAUAUUAUCCAAGUUUAAAUAUUAAUAAAAGUAUUUUAUGCCUGACACAUGAAUAGAUUUCUCUGUGCUUUUUUCAUUUCCUCGCUGAAUGAAAAACGCCUUUGCAUCCGAUUUCUUGCUGACCAAUAUUUCUGUAACUUAAUUUCCACAUUUCAUCUUGUUAUUAAGUGUUUUAUUUAUAUGGAACAUAAAAUAUCAAUAAUGAAUAGCAAAUGGUGCUGAGACACCAAGAUACAGAUUUUCAUUGCAAAUAAGUACAAAUAUUUAACUUUUGUUGUUUUUUUUUUUUUACUAACGUUUUAUCUAAAUACAUUGGUUUUUAACAUUGUUUGAUGUUGUCCGUCUUUGAAAGUAAGCUCCACAACUAAGUCUUAAAUACAAUGAUAGAAUAAACAUGAGUGUUUUCCAAAAGAACUGUCUUUGGUUGCUUCAAACUGCUAUUGGCUUAUUCCUUGGAUUGACCGUAAAAGUCAUAAUUUUGAAGGCAGUUUACUCCUUAAUCCUAAUUAUCCCUACUUCUACAUACCUCAUAUAGUCCUUCUUUAUGAUUAUUCAUCUGCUGUAGUGACAAUGACAUUUAAAACUCACCAUUUUGACGCAGGGUUUUAAAUGUAUACAUUCUUCUAUCUAAAUGUAAUAUAUACAGAAAUGAAUCCUGCAAAAUCCUAUUAGACUCUUACCACUGCCGCUGGCAUCUUCUUUGAACUGGUAAUAAAACCGCUACAAUACGAUGAUUUAUAAGUUCCAGCCAGUGGCAUUAUGUCACUUGUGUGAUGCUCAAGCAUCUUGGUUGCAAUUGCCCUGUUGCCCAAGGAUCCACAAUGCACCAGUCACACAUCUAGAAAGUAUUGCUUGACCUUGACGUUUUUUGCACAACUGGUGCAUUGUGAGAAAACUGAAAUUUGGUUGUUUUGAUUGUCUGCUGUAAUGCUACUGAAUUUCUUGCUCGGAGUGUGCUGGGUCAGUUGCCAUCUGGUAUCCUGCUGAAUUCCUUGCUUUUAUUUUGCAGGGUCUGCCUGCAACUGUAUUCCCACUAAAUGUCUUCCUCUGAGUCAGGUAUCAAAAGAGAAAAGAGAAUUGCACUCAAUCAUGAAAAUCACAGGGUGCUAACUGAGCAUGGGUCACCAUAUCCCAUAAGAACAAGUAUAAAAGAAACAAUCUCAGGCACUCACUAUGAUAGAUUUAAGCAGGUUUCUUUCAAACCACAAUGUUUCGACCUGUACCCAGGUCUUUAUCAAGCUCCAUAACCAGGUCUUUCUCUAAAUCAGGGUCUAUCAUCACCAGUAAACCUUUUGAAUUCCUUGUUCUGAGUUUGCAGUGUCAAUCUUCACCUGUAAACCUUCUGAGUGCCUUGCUCAGAGUUGUCAGGAUCUAUCUUCACUUGUAAACCUUCUGAGUUCCUUGCUCUGAGUUGACAGGGUCUAUCUCCAUCUGUAAACAUUCUAAGUUCCUUGCUCUGAGUUUUCAGGGUCUAUCUCCAUCUGUAAACAUUCUGAGUACCUUACUCUGAGUUGGCAGGGUCUAUCUCCAUCUGUAAACCUUCUGAAUUCCUUGCUCUGAGUUGGCAGGGUCUAUCAUGACCAGUAAGCCUUCUGAGUACCUUACUCUGAGUUGGCAGGGUCUAUCUCCAUCUGUAAACAUUCUGAGUUCCUUGCUCUGAGUUGGCAGGGUCUAUCAUGACCAGUAAGCCUUCUGAGUUCCUUGCUCUGAGUUGGUAGGGUUUCUGUUCACCUGUAAACCUUCUGAGUACCUUACACUGAGUUUUCAGGGUCUAUGUUCACCAGUAAACCUUUUGAAUUCCUUGUUCUGAGUUUGCAGUGUCUAUCUCCACCUGUAAACCUUCUGAGUGCCUUGCUCAGAGUUGUCAGGAUCUAUCUUCACUUGUAAACCUUCUGAGUUCCUUGCUCUGAGUUGACAGGGUCUAUCUCCAUCUGUAAACAUUCUAAGUUCCUUGCUCUGAGUUUUCAGGGUCUAUCUCCAUCUGUAAACAUUCUGAGUACCUUACUCUGAGUUGGCAGGGUCUAUCUCCAUCUGUAAACCUUCUGAAUUCCUUGCUCUGAGUUGGCAGGGUCUAUCAUGACCAGUAAGCCUUCUGAGUACCUUACUCUGAGUUGGCAGGGUCUAUCUCCAUCUGUAAACAUUGUGAGUUCCUUGCUCUGAGUUGGCAGGGUCUAUCAUGACCAGUAAGCCUUCUGAGUUCCUUGCUCUGAGUUGGCAGGGUUUCUGUUCACCUGUAAACCUUCUGAGUACCUUACACUGAGUUUUCAGGGUCUAUGUUCACCUGUAAACCUUCUGAAUUCCCCGCUUUGAGUUUGCAGGGUCUUUAUAGCUGAUGAACUCCUUGAUUGGAGAAACAGUGACUCCCCAAACACUGAUUUUAGGUUUUCUAGUUCUCCCAAUCUGCACCGGUUAAUGUAUGCUUCAGUACUUUUCUGAAAAUAAAAACAAGGCCCAUCGAGGGGAAUAAAAUAUGUUUUUCUUUUUCUUUCUCAUUCAAAAGACCGCUAUAUAUAUGUGUGAUUUGUGGAUGACAUCAGUAGCAGAUAAUACAUUUGAGGACCAUUCCUUUGCCACUUGUAUGUUCUUAUGAAAUCCACUGAGCCUGGUCAUGAUGAGACUUGACUAGUUGACACUCAAUGUUAAAGUUAUAAACUUCUGCUCAUCUACUAGCUAAUUAACACAAAUCUCAAAACUCUUUCAACCUUCAGUUUAUACAACAUAAAAUUAUAUUUUCUUCUUUUUAUCCAUAAUUUUUAGGAGUGCUGCAGGAGUUCUUUUAUAUCUCACCACCCACCAAAACUAUCUCUGUGAACAUGUAAUUAGGUCUGUAGAGAUUUGUGAAAAUCAAGCAGACGGGCAUGACAGGAGACUAUCAGAUUCCCGAUCUCCCCAUGAAUACUUCUCUAAAGAUUUUUUUUUUUUAUUGCGUUAUCCAUCUUUACCUUUCAUAAAAUCAUAUUUCAGUCUCGAGAGUGGUAGUUGAAGGAGUAGAUUUUGGAUUUGAAGACACCGGGACAUUUUUGAAGACUCUCUUACAUUCAAGAACAAAGUUUUCUUUCAUCUUCCCUAUCCACUCAGAGCUUUUCAGAAAAAGAAAAAAUAUAUUUAAAUAAUAUAAAACUAAUAUUUUUCAAAUACAAAAUAAGCAGUUUCUCUUUUUUUUCCUCUCUCAAAAACAAAGAAAUUAAGAGUGGUUUUUGCACCUGGCAGAUAUUCUUUGUUUUACAAAAAAACAGAUGAUGCGAUCAGAAGAUGUGGGGGGGUCAAAAAAAAAAUCUCAGCAGCAAACGAUGCCAGUGAGAAAAGAUAAUCGUUUAGGGAGAGUGCAAGUCAAUAAAAAAAUGUAGUUAAAUUUAAUUACAAAAGUGCCGAAGUGGCAGACACCUUACAUCAGCAGAUACUUUUUGUCAUACAUUUAGAUCAUGCUAAAAAAUAAUGAGUUCUCAGCAUGUUACCUAUUCCACUCGGAGAGAGGAAACCUGCAAGUCAAUAUACCGUACAUUCAGUUUCACUGAUCUAUUAUCUAUAAUAGUAAGCGUGUUUACCUUCUUCUAGCCAAAGUGUUAAACAAACAUCCUUUAUGUCACCCCCACACCCUAAAAAGGGUACAGUGAAUUGGGGUGAAUUCACAAUCUAGUUGCGAAAUUUAGCUAAAAUAGGCAAGAAGAAAAAAAAUCUUCAACGUCAACAUCUAAUCUUUUAAAGUUCCUGAAAAACUCAUAAAUUAUCAAAUUUGGAGGGGGAGGGGGAGGGGGAAGAGGAAGCUUAGUUGAUGAUUAUCUUUGAAAUCUCUCAUGUUCUGUUCUUACAGUACACAUGUCAGUGGUUACCUAUGCAGUGUAAGAAAAAUUUGUAAACGUUAUCAUUUUAAACUCAUUGUGAAGAAUAAAAAUGAUUAAUUGGAGACCCUUGUAAUGUCCAUGGGCUAUCCCUUUAAAAACUCAGACAUGGUUCUUUAUUACUGAAUCAUUAUUUUAUUGAGUGGUGAUCGAUAAUUACAAGCAGGUUAACAAUACAUGAGUCGAGCGCAGUAGACUUGUAUUUAUUUAUUUUUUUAUUUUAUCAAUUUAACGCAAAAAAAAUGGUCAGACAAACAAAUAGUGGAACUUUGUCAGUGUUAAAGGUUGCAAUCCAAAGCUGCCAUGAUCUGAGCGUUCUGACUGGAGCUACAAUAUAUUGUGGUAUAAAGAUAAUUUAAUGCAGCACAGCUAUCUGUAAGGACAUUUUCAUGAAACACUUCAGGUUAAUAUGUGUUUGAAUAAUACACCUUAAAACUGGCCAUUUUACUUCCAUGCUCUGCGCACACCCCAUGUAAGGAACCACGUGUGCCCAGUCACUCCAGAAAAGUCUCCCAGUUCAUUGGAUCUUAAAUGUUCAUGUUUUGUUUAAAAACUGCCUCUACUGUGUGCAAAAAAAAAGUUGGUUUCAUUUCACACUGUAAAUACUCCGUUUUGCUUCCACAACAAUUCUUCUCUGCUUUUUACCCAGCUGAGAAAUGCUCAUCUGAACUGCACAGGCUAUAAUAUCCCACCACCACAUUGGACAGGAGCCUGCAGGGCUCACUGCUACAGUGCAGUCAAGGAGCAAACAAGGCUUCGGCAGAGAUUCAUCGUUGCUUUUCUAAGUCAGAUUGCUAAACACAGUUCAUUGGAUGAUAUAGCUUUAUUGCUUAUAAUAUAUUGAAUUCUAAGAUUUCCAUUAUUCAACAAAUGAGCCACAAAACAAAACCAUCUAAAAGGACCGACCUCCUUUCCAAUAACAUUUAAAAUCAAGUGAUAUAUACAAAGACAUAAAGAGGGUACUAAUCGGACACUCACAGUAUAGACAGACACAGUUUAUUCAGUAAACCAGAAAUUGGGGAGAAUUGCAUGUUUUAGCCCAGAGUAGUGGCAGAAUGUUUCCAGUUUGGUUAUUCUAGCUUAAAAUGUGCAGUUCAUUAGUAAAUUCUUCACAAUUUCCAGUUUACCGAAUAACCCUGAAAGUGUUAUAAAAGAUUCCCUGAAUUGAAAAACACACUUCAAAAAUUGCCCACGGCAAAGAGGAGAUUUAUUACUUUAUUUAAGUGUUCUGAAAAGUGUCUUUUAUUUUUGGUAUCUUUCACUUCGUAUUUAUUCAAUUGUUCUAAAAACUGUGUGAACAGUGUCUGCUUUUCUCUGCCUAAAUGUAGCUAUUUUUUUUUUUAUUAUUAUAAUUUUUUUUUUUUUUUAGAAAAAUCAAUUUCAGAAAGGCUGCCAAAUUUAGAGUGGCGGAAAAAAUAUAAGUGAAUAAUGAAUGAAAGAUUGAUAAACCCAUUGAGCUGCAAUCGGCAAUAACAGGGCGAAAAAGACGUAAAUGACAAAAAAGACUGACAAAUUUACUAAAUUGCUCUACAAAAGCACCCAAAAUACUGGAACUCAGAAAAAUCCUCUCUCUCUGCACUAGUAACAGUUGGUUAUCGUAGACUAAAAUUUGCAGUUUACCGAAUGAACCCUAAUAUAUUAUUACAAAUAUAGCAGCCACAGUCACUGAGUAAACACACACUGCGUGCAUUGCGAGUUCUCUGCCUCCAGACAUUAUUAUUAUUUUCCAAUCUAUCAUGGUGAUUAGCACCCGUCGCACUGCACACAUGCCUUCUGGCAUAUUGGCAUGGAUGCCUUAAAAUAGUAUGUUUGUCUUUUGUGGCUCUUGCCGAUAGCACACGCCUUACCAGACCAGUUAAAUCUGAGAUUAUUCAAUGUGCUGAUUACUAGAUGUCAAAGCUCUUUAACCGCACUACUUGUACAAAGCUAUAAAUAAACCGGAGCAUUGACAGAUAGCAGAGUAAUCUUUUUUAGAACGGGUCGCCAGAUGUUCUGUAACUCUCAGCCGACCAAGUGCAGAACCACUGGCGGAGCUUAUCGCUGAUGGUUUAUUAUCCAUUGCCUUAUUUAUCUCGUCAUAUUAUUUAGUUAUGUUUGCAAAGUCUUUCUUUCUUUCCCCUUGUGUACUGAUUGUAAUUAAAAUUAUAUAUUAAUAUUUACAACCGACAUUACUGUUAAGCCCAAUUUAAUCAAUUGCAUUUAAGUUCAUUAUAUGAUUUUAUUUAAGCCGGUGCUAAGAAAGUAUUUGUCAAACUAUAUAGAAUCAUUUAAAAGGUAAAUUCAGAAAGAAAAAAUUCUAAUGCGAGCAAGCUGGGAGAAUGCAGAUCACGCUGUAAUGCAAGCAUGCUGGGAGAAUGCAGAUCACGCUGUAAUGCGAGCAUGCUGGGAGAAUGCAGAUCACGCUGUAAUGCGAGCAUGCUGGGAGAAUGCAGCCCAUGCUGUAAUGCGAGCAUGCUGGGAGAAUGCAGAUCACACUGUAAUGCGAGCAUGCUGGGAGAAUGCAGACCGCGCUGUAAUGCGAGCAUGCUGGGAGAAUGCAGACCACGCUGUAAUGCGAGCAUUCUGGGAGAAUGCAGAUCAUGCUGGGAGAAUGCAGAUCACGCUGUACUGUGAGCAUGCUGAGAGAAUGCAGAUCACGCUGUAAUGGGAGCAUGCUGGGAGAAUGCAGAUCACGCUGUAUUGUGAGCAUGCUGGGAGAAUGCAGAUCACGCUGUAUUGUGAGCAUGCUGGGAGAAUGCAGAUCACGCUGUAACGCCAGAAUGCUGGGAGAAUGCAGAUCACACUGUAUUGUGAGCAUACUGGGAGAAUGCAUUCUCACUAUACUGCAAGCAUGCUGGGAGAAUGCAGAUCACGCUGUAUUGUGAGCAUGCUGGGAGAAUGCAGAUCACGCUGUAAUGCGAGAAUGCUGGGAGAAUGCAGAUCAUGCUGUAAUGCAAGAAUGCUGGGAGAAUGCAGAUCACGCUGUAAUGCGAGCAUGCUGGGAGAAUGCAGAUCACGCUGUAAUGGGAAAAUGCAUUCUCACUUUACUGCAAGCAUGCUGGGAGAAUGUAGAUCACGCUGUAAUGUGAGUCUGCUGGGAGAAUGCAGACCAGGCUAUAAUGCAAGCAUGCUGGGAGCUAUUCAGACCUCACUUUAGAAUGCAUAGUGACUGCUAGCUACGCUGGCUGUACUCUAAAUGUGAGGAUACCUAUACUGGCUGCUCUCAGGUGUGACAAUGGCUGGGCUGUCUGCACUCUAAAUGUGAGGAUACCUAUACUGGCUGCUCUCAGGUGUGACGAUGGCUGGGCUGUCUGCACUCUAAUGUGAGGAUAGCUAUUCUGACUGCACUUUAAUGCAAGGAUAGCUUUCUCUGCACGCUAGUAGAGCAAGGAUAAUUAUACUGGCUGUACUCUAAUAUGAGAAUAGCUUUUACAGUUGCACUCUAAUGUGAGGAUGGCUUGGCUGUCUACACUCUAAUGUGAGAGUAGCUAGGCUGUCUGCACUCUAACAUAAGGAUAGUUUAGAUGGCUGCACUCCACUCUAAUAUGAAGAUUUUACAAGUCCACACUCUAAUAGAGGCAUAAAAUCUGUGUGUGUUGUUAUUAUAGUGACUGCCAGUCAGUUCCGUUAGCACCAAUCACUGACUAGAUUUCUGUUUUCCUUUCAGUCAUGUGACACAAACCACGUCAUGGUCUAAUCCAGUGACCAGCGCUCUCAGCUUGACCGCUCCGGAGAACAUCCGCGAGGACCUCAACCCAGAGCCUCCGGACUUGAAAAGUUGCUGGAAGCAAUCCUGACUGCAUUCCCAAAGAUCCACUCCACCAAGUGUGAAUUCCUAUUCCUCAGGGAUAAUUCCAUCCGACGAGAUCAGAUUGUAAAGAUUAUCCAAUUUGUAAGAUCCUAGAGUCAUUCCUUCGACACUAAUUCAGGGCAUCCAACCACACUAUACUCCUGAUGCCUACCAACAUUCCUCAGAGAGCAUUGUGAAGGUGAUCAUUUUUUUAAAAUCUUUCUCCUCCCGUUCAGUAAUUAAAGGAAAACCCCCACUGUUUUUCUUUAUGACUGAAAAUAGGAGUAUAAGUAGUAUAUACUUUGCAUAUUUUAUUUUGUAAUAAGUAUGUUUAAGCUAAUAGCUCUUUUCAAUGAGUCUUCUGGCUUCCCUUUGCUCUAUGGUUGCAUCAAUCUUUAAAGGGUUACUCUAACACCAUAACACCAUAAGGACUACAGCAUUCUGUUGUUGUUAUAGUAACAGGAGUCACACGCUCUCUUCACAAGUAUCCCGAAAGUGGAAGUUCCCUUCCUGUUUUAAAAUAUAUUUUUUUCUCCAACUUUGGCUAAAAUUCAUUGGCUCAGCAGAGUUAGCUGGUAAUCUCUGCCAAUGAAAACUGUCCAAAGACAGAUAGAAUUGUUUACGCAAAAGAAGAGCUUCAACAUUAGAGAUACCUAUGAAGCAGGAACCCAGGGAACCAGGUAAGUCUCAAAAUGUACAAAAACAGUAGUUUCACUCUUAACCCGGACAUUUUGGCACCUUAACCACUUCAUAGCGCAGUAGUAGUUAUGCUGCAGAAAGUGCCUCUUUAACAAUAGCUGCCCCAUAGAGCGAGGGUAAGACGAGAUUCAUUGAAAAUAGGUUUUUGCUUUCAUGUGUGCAUUACAAAAAAACAUAUGCACAGGCUAUAAUACGUAUUAAUCUUUUAAAUAAUAACAAAAAAUUAAGGCAAAUUCCCUUUAACUCUUUGUAGCAAAAAUGAAACCUGCCUUUUGCUGUAAAUGAGGUUAGAAGCAAAAAUACCAGAGUCACAAGCAUCAAGUAUUGUGAAACUUGUAUUUAUUUAUAAGACUAAAGUGAUGCAUCAGUGCACAAGAAUGGCAAAGGAUUCUGGGAAUUGACAUUCUAUUGAUUGCCAAAUAGCCAGACUGCCAUUCAUUGCCUGUUACGUGCCCCCUAGCCUUUCUUCCUACUUGUAUAUUUUUAUUUUAGCCAAAAUCAGACAUCAAGGGGGGAAAAGUUACAGAAUGAGGCUUGGCAUUCCUAGAAAUUAUUGGCAUGUCAUAUUUUCUGUUCCCCCCAAUCUCCCAAUCCAGAAGAGUCAAUAUUAAUAGAGCAUAGUUCACACAUUAUUCAAACAUAAUAAUCCAAAAUAUUGACAAAAAAUAUUAACUCUUCCACCUGGAGUCAUAGAAUGUGCAUGCAAGAGGCUGGAUUCUUCGUUGGACAUGAUACAGCUCUCAUGGAGUAUGUGUCUGUAUGUACGUAUAAACAUUUACCUGCCAUCCAGAGAUAGAAGUGUUUGGUUAAUAUGUUUUGUAGUCGAUAAAACGUGUUUACUCACAUGCAUUCCUGGUUUAACCAAGCUCACCUGGAGCUCUUUGUAAAUGUUCCUAUUUAGAACGUGCCCUUGAGGUGUCAGCGCAAGAGGCUUUUCACUCUCCUGUUCUCAAUGUAUCCCUAAACGUCUGGGCUGGCCGAUAAACCGGCAGUGCUCUCCGAGUUUGUGAAAAGAAAGGUAAAAAGAGAUGGUAAUGAAACCAAGUCUAAAUAAAACAUUCAGAGUUAGGAAAGUGCACAGCAGUCUCUCCACCAACCCAUGUCAUGGCCAGCUUGGCUCGAGUGCGUUCUGUUCAUGACUGCUUACAUUUUAGCGGUGCCUUCAUUGAAUCAGAAUUCAUAUGUAUGGAACCAAAGACAAGAAGACUUAGAACUUGAAUGAUGUAGAUCACACUCCAAUCAAGAGAUAGUUAAUUCCAUUAGCAGGCUAGCCUUUAGUAGGACUUUUACAAACCAUCUAUUUAACACCUUCACUGCCAGCUGUUCCAUUUAACCUUUGUAGUGCCAGGGAAAUGUGCUGUUGCGGUUAAUUAAACUCUAGUUGCAAAAUGUGCUCAAGAAGUAAAACCUUAACUUAUUUAGCGCCUAAGGGUUGAGCCGCAAUCUUCCCUGGCACUGAGAGGGUUAUUGGUUGCUUUUUAAAAUCACUUGAAUCCCCAGACAUGCAGCCAUGCAUCAAAUGGCAAAAACACUGCCAGCGAGUGCCGCUUUUUCGCAUUAUCGUUAAAGAUGCUGCAUUUUAUUUGUAUAUUGUUUAUUAAUUUGAUAUAUUUUAUCUGUAGAAAAAAAGACAGUAUUUUUACGCUAUUUAGGUAUAAAAUAAACAUUACUGCUAAAAAUCCAAAUAAACGUAUUUGUACUUUAUUAAAA